This is a messenger RNA of Paramuricea clavata, 54290 nucleotides long. The record is from the annotation of a GenBank genome assembly. NCBI's taxonomy places the organism in Eukaryota, Metazoa, Cnidaria, Anthozoa, Malacalcyonacea, Plexauridae.
GACGUCAUUGCCACCACAAUAAGGUUAUACCGGGUUUAAGCAGGUUAUAAAACACGUUGGUAGGCAAGAAACCGCAAAACAUACGAAAAACACAGUACAGCAACAGCGACAGAAGAACAUUGAGAGGGAGUAUUGAAUGUUUGUGACUUGGAACAAGGUUAGAAGUAAAGUUUUGCUUAAUUAGCCUUAGCGUCUGGGUUCCGGUUACAAUUUUGGUUAGCGAAUAACGAAUAAUGUCGAUAAGUAGAUUCUGUAUAAGAAUUUCAAUUAUCUAAAUAUAACAUAGGUAAUGGGUUGUUACAAUAUAUCCAAAAUAACUCAUCCAGUUCGAUAUACGCCGAUAUACCUAAUUUUGGUAAUUUUGUGAGACAUUCCAUGAUCAUGAGACAGUUCACAUCUCUUGCUGUUAUUGGUGCAAUUUUGUAAAUACAAAAUUCACAUUGGUUGAUUUAACCUCGUAUUUAUACUCGGAAAAUACUUCAAAUAAUAACUGUUUACCAAAACUUGCGCGAUCAAAUAACGCAGCGUGCCAGCAGGGCGAUAUGUUCGGGAUUGAAAACUGAACAACUCUCGUUGUUCAUGAAUAUUAUAUAAUAUCCUACUGAUAGUAUUCGUUAAAUUUAAAAGGAAUUAGACUAUAUAGUACAUGUUCACAACAAUAGUAAAUGUAUUAUGAUGAUUUAUAUCUUAUUUGCGCGGUAGAUAAAAAGCGACUUUUGAAAAAAGAUUACAUCAGUAAAAAUUUAACUCUGAAAGCGUUAGUUAUAAAUUAGUAUAGUUUAAGAUGUUUAUAUACCUUAAUAAAGUUCCCUUGACGGCAAAUUUACAUCUAAUAUUAGAAUGAUACUUUAGUGCUAUGCAGUAUAUGGCACGAUUUACCGUGUUACGUCAUUUUUCUUAGCUAAAAUGACGUAAUUUUAUGCCACGUUUGUGACAGCGUAGGAUGACAUAACAAUUUUAAUCUUAUUAUAGUGAGUGAUAUUCCCCAUUGGGUAUCAAAAUUGCCGAUUAUGCUAUACGCAUGCUGCUCAUGUGACUGACGCGUGAUUUGCAUGCACUCGGCGAAAUUAAUAGUAAAUACUGUCAGGCACUCAGCUAUAAAUAUAUGGAUUUGAAAUUCAAUUAGCGGCUGUGUAUGUACUGAUCUUACGAUGUGUCUGGGCAACAGAAUGUGUCUUUUAUUGGUGCAUGUCAUGAAGCCACCAUGCAUGCCAUUCAUGUGACUUACCUAAGAGCCAAAUAUAGACACAUUGAACUAAAAAACAUGGUGAGUUAUUGUUUGUGUUAUGUUAUUGUGUUAUGUUUUCGAGUUUAUGUUAAUUUGUGCAUGGUCACGCUGAUUGAGCAUUUGAGCUCAAUGAAUUUUCGUAUGAUGAAGUAGUCGUCCAAUAGGGGAUAGCUGAGAUGCAACGUGCAGCAACGAUGAAGUUAAGACGCAGGAUUCGUGCAUGGUAACGUACAGUUCAACAUCAAACAAAGCUCUUCUAUUUUGUGGCUUUGAAAUUUGCCAGAACAUCAUGUUUUGACAGACUAGGUGAAGCCAAAGAUGGCGCAUAUAUUCAGAGUCAGUGUCUGCUCUGCAAACGCUUUCACCGCAACAGUUAGGUUUCAGUAAGAAUGCCAGCUGCCAUUAACCAAUCAGAUCAAUCAAUCAAUCAAAAUAUUUAAUCAAGAUACCUACGAGCUAUAUACAGGAGGUAGGUCCUUGCAGGAGGAUCGUAAGGUUAACCCUAUAUGGUUAACCCUAUAUAUGCAUCAAACGUUAUCUUAUCAAUUAUUUCCGCGGUCGUCAUGCAUUUAUCCACUGCAAGGGUGAUUAAUCUCUGUAAUUAACAGAUUCAAUCUACUUGACUAACCAAUCAAAUGCGUUCAAUCUACUUGACUGACCAAUCAGAUGCGUUCAAUCUACAUGACUAACCAAUCAGAUGCGUUCAAUCUACUUGACUAACCAAUCAGAUGCGUUCAAUCUACUUGAUUGACCAAUCAGAUGCGUUCAAUCGACUUGACUAACCAAUCAGAUGCGUUCAAUCUACAUGACUAACCAAUCAGAUGCGUUCAAUCUACUUCACUAACCAAUCAAAUGCGUUCAAUGUCAUUCAAUCUACUUCACUAACCAAUCAAAUGCGUAUGAAACCAAUGAGAGGUAAUGGAAGCCAAAUUAUCGUACAGCGGAAAAUAAUCCUUUUCAUUACUAAUAUGCCCAGCGCCAAUAAGUACAACUGAUUAAGUACUCGCUAAUUGAAAAUCCGGACAAUUAAGUUCAAUUAACAUUGGCCCUUAUUACCGCAAGAAAUUGGCAGUUCCGCAAAACACAGUGAACGUGAAUAUCCGGACCUUUGCAAGCUAACAUCGCCAGCGGCUAGCCAUGCUGGAUGCGAGGCUGCGAGCAAAGCUUGAAUAGUGCUACCCAUGCUGUUUAAUAAGGAAAGAAGUACGCUCAAACCUCGACUACAUUAAUAGCAACUGACAACUCCAUGAUUUUACCUAGGAAAUGUUUCUUGUCCUUUCAAGUCGAUGCAGAAAACAUGUUAUCACCAUCUUAUUCUUGAUAAGAUCAGCGACGAUUUCGAUAGAGAAAUUACAGUUAACUAGCUUAAGGUAUAAUCAAGGUUAAUUACGGUUUAAUUACAGAGAUUAAUCACCCUUGCAGUGGCUAAAUGCAUGACGACCGCGGAAAUAAUUGAUAAGAUAACGUUGGAACAAAAUCUGAAUCCUUAACAAGAAAAGGAAAUCUUGAUUGAGGUUGCAUCAGCAGUAGCGUAACCGCAGAGCGAUUUUGGAACGCUACCAUGCCAAGCUGUUUCUGUCACGAAGGCCAACGCCAGCUGACAAGAUUCGUUUACACUUUAUCCGAAUUAAAAUUCCAUGAAUCUCUGUGACCAUAUUUCAACAAUCCAUGACCUGAAAUCUUGGUAAAUAAAGACUAAAUAUCCAUUGGAAACAGCAGUCAAACGUCACAUGCAGCAGCAUGCACAAUUCAGUCUCGCAAAAACACUUACAGCAAUUCAUGAUUUUGUUAUGAUUAUAAAUCCAUACAAGCACUGGUAAACCACUUGAUGACCUUCUUUAAUACCCGGCAGGAAAUGGAAUAUACCAUAAUGCGUUUGGCCAAAACCUCAGGAUAAACAUGAAGUCAUUUUUUAUGGUGUUAUUGUUACUGUCAAGAUUUUGUUGGCAUUUCAAUCGAGUGAGAUGCCAAGAAAAUCUUGAUAUUUACCCAUUACCUACACAUGGCAGUAUCCUAGUAUAUAUAUACAUGAACGUAUGGUUCGAGCUCGACAACUGGCCUCUGUAGCUCAGUUGGUUAGAGCACUGUUCCGGAAUCACAGGUGCGCAGGUUCAAUUCCUGGCAGGGACCUGUAGUUGCAUUUUUCGCAACUGUUUCUGGUUAGGUCUAAGAAAUAUAGUUCAAAAACUCAUUAAUAAUUCACGAGGAAAAUACAAAAGAAAUGAAUGUUUAAUCAAUGUUUGUAAAUCGGAUACAGAUUUGUCCUGAUUUACAUAAACUUCAGCUUUGAUUUUCUCGACUUAGGUUUAUUUUUAAAAUUACUUCGCCAAUGAACUCAUAAGAUGGGUCAUUUACGAGAUAAAACAUUCGCAUCCGAUCUGUAUCUGAUAUACAAACUCUCGCUCGUGUUUUAUCUAGUACUUCUCAAAUUCAUUAAUAAUUCAUGAGUAAUUCAGCCAAUGAUAAUCACCUAUUUGAUCACAAGAUGCCAUUUGGAUAACCCGGUGAAACUUGAUGAAAGUCACUAGUGUUUUCAUCAAAUAUCUUAAUUACGCAUGCAAAAUUACUUCAAUAGAAUUCCUAAUUACUUUACGCUUGGUUAAGAAUUCUAUUCAAAUCAGCAAACGAAAACAUUCUGUUACGUCUCGAUUCAUUUGAGAAGCCAUAUAAACAACUCGAGCUCGUGUCUCACCGGGAUAUCCAAACACUCGAAAACAAUGUAUGAAAACACUCGCGCUUCGCGCUCGUGUUCUCAUACAUUGUUUUCUCGUGUUUGGAUAUCCCGGUGAAACACUCACUCUCGUUGUUCAUAUAUUACAUAAAUGUACCUCUACCCAAACCUACGUUGAUACAGACUACUCAAGUUAGAGUUGGAAUCUCGCUUUACUGAGCCAAAUUUCUACGGAGCAUUUCCGUGUUAGAAUACAUGUAAACAUUUUAUAUGUAAAAAUUUUAUAUAUUUUCAUUCACUGCACGACCGCGUUUUUUUGCGCCAUGUUUUUGCAACUCUUGACGAAGGGCCUUCGCUCGAAACGUCGAGUUUCUGCUUAUUUUUUAAGGUAGUAAUAUAACCACUCAGCACAGCAGUUUCACAUUGGUACUACCCACACUGGUACAGACAGUUUUAGUAUACGUGUUUUCCCUGCGCAUUACCUGCAUAAGACAGUGAUUUGUAGGUAUAUAAUGCGCAAAUCUUAAAUUUAAGAAAAAAAUGUUAAAUUUUCUAUCCAAUCUAGUCCAUUCAUCUCACCUGCACGUACAAAACGCGGAUGAAAACACAAGUUCCUGGCGGAAGUAUAAUUAAUGAAUUAAUUGCGCGGGCGCGGAAGUAUACCCAAAUAUAGUAAAAACAGGUGAAGAUAUCAUGAUAUCUUCACCAGUUUUUAUCAUAUUUGGGUAUACUUGACCGUAUUUCCGCGCAAUUAAUUCAUUAAUUAUACUUCCGCCAGGAACUUGUGUUUUCAUCCGCGUUUGUACGUGUUAGGUUUGUCAGAACUUAACAAAAUAUCGAACGUAAUAAUACGAAACUAUGUGGGAGUAAUGGACUUUGUCCAAGGUCAAAUUGAUUAAAUUGGAUGAAAUUCGUGAUUAAAUUUGGGAAAUUUAAUGAUGAGAGAAUUUAAAUUAAUGAGAAAGUUGUAAAAGUUUGUAAUUCAUCAUGUAUUGUGCAGGCUCUUAAUGAAUUGAACAGCGGAGUUUUCUAGGAGACAUAACCAUACUCCUUGAAAAUUAAAUUGUUGUUUUAAUAGUGGGUGCUGAGUUGGCACAACAACAUUUUUCAGGCAAACAGAAUAACAUUUUUGGAGCUUCAACUCCUUAAAUUUACAGUGAAAUAAGAUUAGUAAACAAGAAAUGUUGUGUUCACUUCUAAUACGGUGAUAAAUCCAUAUUAUGAUAGUCUAGGAUUGAAGAUUCGACCAGAUGACAGAUGGUGGGCUGAACUAUUCCCAUCUGUCAGUUUUGGUAUUACCGGUAAAAGCAAUAUCUGCCCACAUAGGUAUGUGACGGUUUGAACUUGGGUGUCGAAUUUACUUAGUUAUGUUACUGUCAACGACAAAAAUUGCAUAAAAUCUUCACCUCAAGAACGAAAGGGGUUAGGUAAUUACAAUAUAACAUAGUGCUAGCAAGUGCUUCCAAGAGCUCUCUCACGGAAGGGGAUGUUCUAUGAAGAGGCUGUUGUAGAAACGGAGUUCCUCUUCCUCAUAGAGUGAAGGCUAUCACAAGUCGACUUCUCUAAUUUGACUUCAUUACAAUAAUUAUUUCUACAUCGUAAGCGAACGACAUAGGUACGAGAGGAGUCCAAUGAGGGAAAUAGGAUCCAUUCAUUUCUCUCCUCCCCUUCAAAAAAGAAGACCAAUUGCACUUUUACGUCAAACGUCAAAGUUUACAAUGUCAAUGAAUGAAUGACAGCAAUAUAACUGAAACACCUGUGGCCCACAUAUACAAUAUAUACAAAAUUAUUAAAGCUACUUUAAAUUUAAACGUCUAAAAGCUACUUGGAGCAAGAAAAAAAUAUAUCAAAGAUCUUAGGAUUAUAAAUACUUGAUUACAAUAUCAAAUGACUUGUCAACUAAGGUUACCUCCAGUGUUUAAUAGUCUUUUAUUGUCACAUGUAAAAUUUACAACACAAACUACGGCAGUGUACAUAUACAAAUGUUGCAUAAAAUGCUACAAGAAGUGGGUGGUGCUACUCACAGCAUGAAGUGCUUUCAAGUUUCAAGGGCGAUACGGAAGGGGAUGCAUGUAGUCUACGAGUUCCCCCUCCGCUAUUGAGAAUGGUAGUGAUUUUCAAUACCAGUUGUUGUAAUAACACAUUACACAUGAAUCAUGUGAAGUAGCAAUAAUACAUCGAUGAGGAUGAGAGUUGACGAGCUUGAUGAGAGUUAGCAGUUCAUCAACUCUCAUACCUUACUCAUUCGAGAACAAGAGUUGUAUGGGGGCUGAAACGAGUACAAAGUCUCAUCAACUCUCAUCGAACUAUAGCUUGAUCAUGAAAUCGACGGGGUUUGGCGAGAGUGGAUGAGUGAGUGCAUGGGAGUUGGUGAUGAAAGGCGAGCGAGCAAGUUGCAGCACUCAUUCAUCAACUCUCAUCCUCGGAAAAGCUGCUUCAAGACAUUGUGACUCAGUACUGUCUAAGAUCUCCGGAUUUUCCGGAAGGGAUUGAGAGGCAGCAAUGUAUUGAAUGUGUGGCAAUAAGCACGGUUUCUGAUCAAGGAAGAUUGUAUUAUGAUACUUAUGAUAUGCGGAUCUUGACAAAUGACAUGUAUCUACCAGUCGAGUGAUGUGGAUGUGCCUAAGUCUAAGAAGCAAGGCAUGCCAGACGAAACAUACUGUUCACAGGUAGGAUUGACUGUUCAAUAAUAUAGUUAAACUGUCGUAAUUUGUGAUUGGACUGUCUGUCUUUUACUUGUUACGAUAAAAGAUUAAAUACAUUCGGAGAUUUUAAGCAGUAUAAUUAAUUAACAAUGUGUUGAUUGUUGAAUCUUCUAGUUCACGGCACCUACAGCGAUACUUUGGAGAUAUCAAAUUUUGUCGGACCUACUAUAUCUUACUAGCUCUAGGCUAAAGCUAUAAUUGGAUAUAAAUUCUUCUCAAUUUUAACAACAGAAAUUCGGUUCGCGCUAGAAAAUGAGAAGAACAGACUUCCAGGCCUUGAUGUCUGGGAAUUUUUGGCACACAUAUGGGCGGAAGUUCGUGACGUCAAAACUGCAGUGAAUAAGUGAUCAUGCUCGCCCACUAUCCUUACAAAAACAUCAUACGCCUUCGCCUGACAGCAUGGAUACAAUUAUUCGAUAUGCAUAUUUCGCCACAGUACAACCUAAUGUGACGCCUCCUCACGGUCAUACAAUGCUCAAAUCUAAUUCACUCCAGUUGUUUAGGUCUUUUCAAGAUCGUGACAAUUUCUAUGCCGGAUUAAGGCUCCUCACGUGCAAACUUCCUAAGAGUAAUGCCAACAAUUUUUAGCUAACUUAAAUAUUUCUCUCCUAGAGGCUAGAGAUGCUUAAAAUUCCACGGACACAGACUAUGUUUGCCUACAGGUUCUACAAUAUACAUAAAAAUUUCGUUGAGACACAUUGCGGAAAUAUACAAGCAGGGUUAAAUUGAUAUAAUAAUAUGAUGUGUGUUGUGUAAUACUGCAAUGUAUUAACUGUCAGCCUCGUCACUGACUACUUCAAGUUCCAUUCCGUUAGGUCGUGAAAUUGUCCAGAUCACGGAAAGCCGGGGCACCAAAGUUUUCGCUACUUAACAGAUAUAUCUCGGGGCUGAUCGAGUUAACUUUAUUGCAAAAUAUAUCACUACAUAAUGAAAUGAAUAUAAUUAUAUGCAUAGAUACAUACAAUUGGCUAAGUCUUUACGUGUACAACAGAAUACAUAUUACGUUGUUCUGAUGGCGAUAGAAGAAGUUAAGGUAUUCAGGAAAUUCCAAUGACCUGCGUGGAAUAUAGCCCACGCCGAGAGGUUAGCCUUCGUGUUUAAUGAACUACACGCCUCUGCAUGUGGAGGAUAUAUGCAUGCGUACAGAUCGCCUAGCAACGAUCUUUAUCUUUCAAUGGCUGGGAUACCUCAAGCGAUUUUCGUGCUUCCAUCAAGCUAUCGUAGGUGCAGCUAAUUAGGAAACUCUUUGAAACACAGAGCAGGUUCCUGCCUCCUCCGCAGGCCCUUACUGUUUGUAGAUCAGUGUAUAUAUAGACAUAUCAGUUUAAUAUAUAGAUCAGUGGCUGAACAAAUCUGUUGUGAUCCAUCGUCCCGCGCGCCCCCAUUAAUUUUCGUCUUUUACUAAUUAAUUAUUUGAUAGCAAGCGACUGGGGACGAGGCAGGAGCAGGUUCUGUUGUCUCCGGAAACCUACCCUGCAUAAUAGCAGACCCACCCUGCAAAGCAGACAGUCACGAGGGUUAGGAUAUAGAAGUCAUUAAACACGGAUCCAGAAUUGCGGAAUUCUAUUCGUUCACCUGCAGAUAUUAUUCUGGAAUGUCUACCAUACAGGCUAGCGGAACAUGCCGCACUCAGUACUUUCAGCUGUUGGUGUGAAGGAUGUAAAACAACCUUCGCUUCAAGCUUCGAUACUAACUUCCUGACGACUUACGCUUAAACUGCUUAUAUUUUUCAGGUUGUUGUUAUUAUUAAAUAUUGAAUAAUCUUCCAAAGGAUAUUAAGACAAAAUCUAGCGUUAAUUCCUUUUUGCCCUUAAAACUAUUUCUUAGAAUUCCAAAGUAGAAUCAAUCUUAGAAUUCUAAAGUAGAAUUAAUGACUUUGUAUAUAUUGUAUAUGAGGGCCACAGGUUUUUUAGUUCUAUUGCUGCAUGUGUUUUUACCCUUUUUCAGUUGAAUAAAGUUGUUCAUUCAUUCAUUGUUCAUCUUUCACACCACCUGUCUGUUCUCAUCUCUACCUUCACAGACCGUUUUUUAAAACUCCAUAAUUUCAGCAAUAAAAAUAGACUGACUACUCAACUUAAUUAAUCAAAUAGACGCAUACUCAACUUCAUUUCAUACAACUACAUAAUCACAUUACAUGUUCAUUAUUAGUUUAACUUCGUUCCCAGGACCUUCUGGUGGAUGAAAGUUUCAUGUCUUUCAGAUUGUAAUAAGCAAUAGGAGUAUAGGGCAUCCCUUUAGGUUAAAAAACCAAUGAAAGUGUAUCUACAAUCGAUCUUUAGCAGACAAAGACACAAUAUUCAUUCAAAAGUCUUUGUAUCAAAGUUUGUUUAAGCAUUGUAAUCACAGGAACCGUAUAUUGUCAACCAGCCUUGAGAUAAUUAGAGUUUAAAAUAUAAGCAGUGACUCCGAACAACAUUUUGAUUUUUAAUCGACGUUAAUUUCGACCAGUUUGUACUCAUACUCAGGAUUAAUAAUAGUGCAAAAUUACACUAUAUAUUAUUAAUCCUGAGGAUGAGUACAAACUAGCCAAAUGUUAUUCGGAGUUAUUGUUAUUUGUAUUUUCUUAAAAUACUGAGUGGUUCCCAUAAUAAUUAUUGUUCAAUACGGAAAUAUCGAGAGGUGCAUUGUGCCAACACCCCAGGUAGACUGAAGUGUUCAGAGAUGCAUUCAUUUGGGGCGCACCUUAAAUUACAUAACUUGACUUGUUGUGGUCUCCGACACCGAGUGUGUGGUUCCCACUCGGAUAUAUCAGCAUGCAUGGAAGGAGGUGAACAACAGUGCUCUACAAUUCCUGCAAUGGCAUGAAACCACAUCAACAGCCAUAUAGCGAGGGUGUGAUCAAGACACUCGGAUAUACAUGUGUACAAACAAGUGUUCCAGCGCGUAUCAUAAUUUAUUAUAUACACAAGGUCUGGAUAUGAGGUAUUCUGCAAUCUGAUUGGUUCUCUACUAGCAGGAUAUUAGCUCAUAUCCUGCUAGUAGAGAAAAACAAAAUGGCGGCCAAACUGAAUUUACGAUGUUUUGCAAACGAGAAAACGGCAAGUUGUCGCUUUUUAUAGCCUUCACAGGAUUAAAAACACAAUGAAAAAACUCCCACAAAUUGUUUUCAGGUUAGCAAAUAAAUUUUUAAUAUUUGAAAUGGUUAAAAAUAUAUAGUUUUGAAAAAAUAAUCGGCCGAAAGAGCGAAGAUAAAAACAUAAACAAAAUAGAAAAAUAUUGAAAAUAUUCGAAAAGCAAAGUCUGUGAAUUCAGACCUUGUGUAUAUAAUAAAACAGUUAUUCCACUCACUCUCGUCGAAUAUGUGCGAUAGCCGAUUCGGCGCUACGCGCCUCAUCGGCUAUCAGCUCAUAUUCGACUCGAGUUCGUAGAAUAACUGUUAAAUAUUAUGCAUGUAUUAUAUGAUAUGAAUUAUUAAUGAUUCUGACAUAUUUACUGACUAAUAAUAUGUGAUGUAUGUACAAUAUAGGUGCAUGGGCAUGCUUUCAAAUGUCGAAUGCCACUAGUGCCAGCUAUAGUUUCACAAUCCACACAUUAGAGCAAUAUGUAGAUGUAUAAUAUUUCCUAACUCGUGUUUUGGUUCACGAAAUGCUAGAAAGUGCGAAUAAAUAUAUACUAUUGCUGUAUCGAAUCAAGGCAGCCACCGACAGCUGUUUCAUCCAAUGAAGGAAACAUGAGAUGGCGAAAGAUUCCUUCGUUUGGAUAAAACAGGCUGGGUAAUGGCAACCAUGAGGUCAACUAUAUAAUGUUUCAUCAUUCAUUUAUCAAUUAUACAUAUAUUUAUCAAUAUUAUAGAGAAAUUAAUAAUCAAUAAUAACAAUCAAUAAUUAACAGCAUAGACAAUAUGUGUAUAUUAAUAUUAUAUAAAUAUACUUGAUCAAAUUUCUUGAGUCGUUCCACAGUAUAUUUUAUUAUGCUUCGGAUCACUGGGUAUACAGUAAAAUGAAAUGCUUUUAUAAUCUAUACUAAACUGAUUACGUUUUCUUAAGUGUAAUCUAAGUUCUCAUAUUUAAUAUACAACAAGAAUAUUCCAUCAGUUGAAAGUAUUCUAAACAAUUUCGUGUCACUGAGGAACAAAGAAUACAUCACAAAGAGGAAACAAAUUACAAUGUCAGCCUUGUAUAAUCAAAGAAGCAACAUUCUCAUGACAGCAAACACGAUUGAUUGAAUUCGCUGCAGCAUAUCAAAGAGCGAAAACAAAGAGAAUGACGUCAUAAUGACGUCAUAUUGACGCAGAGGAUGGCAAAAUAUGCAAAUUGCUUUGCUGCUUUAUUAAGCAUUAUCAUAUACAGUAUAUGUAUACAUUCAAUUAUGAAAAAGCUUUUAAAAAUUGCAAUAUAUUUAUGACUGGCAUAUAUAUAAGUAUUGUUAUUGGUUCCGGAAAGUACACAUUCUUUUCUACUCGGAAAUGACACGGUCGGGCUGAACAAAAGGUGUUUAAAUAUUAACCGCUGUGACAUCUUACUUCACGUCAUUUUAGAAAGGACGAAAAGAUUUGCUGAAAGUUCUACAACAAUAACAAGAGUACAAUCAUAUACAGUAAUACAAGUUGAAGACUGAAGUUCACAGACCUACAUGAAGGAAGGCGAUAAUUUAAGGUAGGAAAAAGUUGCCAUGAACGAGCGACUAUUUUUACGGCACGGCUAAAAAUGGCAUCCGUUAUACCAAAUUUAGCGCUGCUUAUAGCGAGUAAACGCUUUGAGCAAAGCGUUGAAUGGAAAUGCCAUUUCUAUCAGUGCCGCUGUACUAAAAUUAAUCUAACUGGGCCUUAUACGAGACUGAAACAGUCACACAGUUGUCAGACACAUUUUAUACUUAUAUACUUAUCACUUCACGGACAGUAUUAACACUUUUACGACUAUUUUAUCUACAACACAAACAUACAUAAAAUCAACAAUUAUAUUCAUUGUAUACAUAUAUACACACGUUUUUGAUAACAUUAUAAAUAAUUGACUAACAUAUUGUAUAUUUGUUUCUUGAAAAUGAAAUGUUUAUUAAUUAAUCAAAACGUAUAUAUGAAAUACUGCAUGUUUUUAACCUUGUAUAGCCUUGAGGCUAAAAUAUAGUUGAUCUGUAGUUAAUCCUAUAUAGUAGCGUGCGCGCAGUCUCAUCACAAUCAAACCAUAUGUCAACACAAUAAUCCUAUAGACGAUUUGAACAAUCUAAACGUAUUUGUGCAUUGUGACAAAAAGAUGGCAAUCCGAAACAGCCCACAUGUCCUUAUGAGAACGAGGAAAUAAAUGCAAAUACAGCAAUUGUACCACAUUAUACUUAUUUUCACUAUAAUUAUUAUCACAUCUUUUAAUAUUAAAAUAUAGCAAUAUUAAUCAGUUGCUCCAAUAUAAGAACAUAUGAAAAAUAUUUUUCAUUACAUUUUCUAUAGUACACUCACCCCCCCCCCCCCCUCCGAAACAGAACGAAUUCACCCUAACUGCAAGAUGUAUGCAAGAUGAGGGGGUGGCUCUCAUUGCGGUUAGAUUAUUUACCGUAACGUAUUUCCAUAUAUGUCAAAAGAAUCUAAUAUCUAUAACCGAGAUGUCUGCUUGGGAUAAAUAUUCUAGAGUAUAAAAUAUCGUAAAGGUCAAGGUAUAAUCUUUAGAAUGUCAGCAGGAAAUGAGAAAAAUAACCAUAGAAUGUCAUUAUGAAAUAAUUAUAAAAUUAAAAAGCAUUUAAAUGAACUUGUAUGACUUUUCCCAAACCACAAAAAUAAUUAUAUUACCAUUUACGGUGGCUUCAGUAUUCUAGCAAUAGAAAUAGUUUCUAUUGAUUGUAUGCAUAUAUUAACUGUAUUAAAUAUAAGCCGAUGCACGCGGAAACGACGUUGUUCAAAAGUUUCCUCAAAAUCGUUUUUUAAUUGAGAGCAACAAUCUGUCAGCUUGUUUUAUUCUCAGAUUCUCAGCUCGAUUAGUUUUUCGUAUUAAAAACUGAUAAUCGUAACGAUUCUGCAGCAAAAUUUUUAAUUUUCAAUGGAUUAGUACACUAGCUUCUUUCAACCAGCAACCAGCAAUUCCAAUUCCGUUUUAACCCACUUGGCGCGCGGACAUAAACCAAGCAAGCCACAUGUGCCCUGGCAAUGCACCUUAAUCUUGUUAUUUUACUCUGUCUAAUGAAGACGACUUUACUCGUCUAGAGAAACAGCUGCACGGACAUUGGUUUGCCAGAUUAUUUGUCUAUGUCUUACCAAACUAAACUAAACAAUUUUGCUAUUUAUUGAUACCUUUGUCUAACGACAGUCGAUUUUUCAAUUUCGUUAUACGCGAUUUAACCAUAAUUUGUUCUAAUGCGCCCUAAUUUGUUAUUUUCCUGUGUCUAAUGCCAGAUAAUUUUACUAAUUGAGGGGAAUUGCUAAUUGCAUUACGUGUAAUUAGGUGCCAAUUAAUGAGCUUAUCCAAUUUUUAAGAGUAUUACAUCAACACGCGCACAUAACAAGACCACAAAAAUAUUAGCACUACGGUAGUUCGUGCAAAAAUCCGCGUACGUGGACUUGAAACUCAAACGUAUUUCUGGAACUUGGAAUUUUUGGAAUUCGAUGAACGUUAUUGGACUUCAACAGUACAGUAUGCGAGCAAAUAUUCCUACCUCACGUUAGAAAUGUCACACUGCACGAAACAACUUCAUCAUCCACACAUAUUUUGGUCUUGACAAAAUCUAAAUAAAUUAUGUUAAAAAAUUUGUAACGAGCCAUGAUACCAAAGAAUAAUAUCAUCUUGAAAUUAACUCAAGAUAUGGUUUAGAACAAGACGAGUUUUUGAAACUGUAAAAUGCAAUCAUCGGGAAUCGUGGAUGUGUGAUUAUUAACCUGCGAUCAGGCAUUUGCAAAAUAGAGCCUGAUCUCAGGUUAUGUGAUUAAGGCGAUGGUAACUUUGAAAUAGUCGGAAAUUUACAUUGUCUUGCAUUGAUUCACAUCUUCAUUGGUUUAAUUCCUCAAAGUCUGUAAUUUAAUCCAGUAAUUUAUAAGAUGUCAUAUGGAAUUGGGAAACUUAAUCCAGUAAUUCUAUACGAAGGCGUUUCUGAGAACGCUUAGGAAGAAACUGAGCUCCGCAUUAGGGAGUUUACGUACGUAAGAAGGCGACGUCAAGAUGACGGCCAUCAAUAGUGACAUUAAUCCUAUAGCACAAAAGAAAUAAUUAAAAGUCUAGCAGGGUUUUCAGACGUCGUCCAAUCUCUAUUGACGACAGAAAAAUGCAUAUUUCACGUCUCAUAUGGUACUCAAGCAUUUCAAGCCGUGACACAUGGUUUUUCUUGCAGAGUUGAUGAACAUUUCUCUGAAGGUUAAAGCUCUGUUUUACUUAUUGGAAACUAUUUUAAAUUCAUACGAAAAUAAAUACAUGAUUGCCAUACAAUCAUUUAUUUCAAACAGUUUUUUAGCCGUCGUCCUGACGUCUCCCUCUUACAUGCGUAAACACCUUAAUAUUUCAUCGUCAUCAUAAAUCAUCAUACAAAAUUUAAAAUAGUUUAAAAACCGUUCCAGUAUUUCCGUAUGCAAAACAGGCUAUAUACCUCAGGGCUGUACGUGCGAAUAUUGAUUCAUACAUCGUCUUUACAUCGUCACGAUGCCAAUCAAGUACAUGUUAAUAAUAAACUAUUCAAAGAAGGUCAAGUUCACGACAUUGACAAUCUUGUAAAGUUUUACAAUCUAUCAUUUUUGGCGUAGCGAAACUUUCAAUUUUCAAUCGACUGAUAGAUUUGUUCCAGUCUUUUUGAUUGAAAAACGGCAUUGAUCGACGCAUUAAAAAUCUUCGAUUCUUAAGACCAGAUUGAUAGGAACUUUUCAUAUCGUGAGUGGGCGUGUGUGAAUGUACAAGAUGUUACUUGGCAACGUAAUUUGUCAAGGUCAAGGAUUGACGUUCAGGACCCAAAUGCGUAUUAGAAAUUCAAAAAAAAAAGUUAUUGACUUCCAAACACUUGAAUUGAUUGCGCAUUUGUUAUUUUGCAUUCUUUGGGAAGAUGGAAGCUUCCAGCUGGCCCACAGGUUAUGCUAUAUUAUACAAUGCCUACAGUAUAGAUGAGAGAAACAUAAGGAUUAAUGGGACUUCACUCUUCUUCACACUAAAACGCUGAAAUUCUAAGAUUACUAAAAGCUGGCAAAUGCAGAUGUUGUACAUAUCAUGACUCAGUUGAUUCGUCAUGCUGACAUGCUUACUAAUAUUUACGCAAUGAGUAUAAGCUCUGUAGAAACCUAAUAAUAUAAUUACUCCAUUGGCUAAGAGUGCAAGUCACUGAAUUAGGUUCUGCAUAAUUUUUUCAUGUGUAAUUCAGUAAUAGUAUAGUCUUUCGUCCAUUUGAAAAAACUCUCGUAAGUUUUCCAAUGACUCGUGCAAUUUGAAAAACUCAUUGGUGAAUGGUGUUUUCCAUGAUGCCACUCAACACCAUAUUUACUGUCACCUAUAAAACAUCGUUUCACACAGUGGCGGCGCCACGGGGAGGACUGGGGAGGACACGGCCCCCCAGUUCUCUUCAAGGUCAAUUUUCUAAUUUGUCCAAAUCCGGUGAGAAAAAUGGGGGGAGGGGGGUACGUAUGUGACAUCAGUCCAGUUAUGUGAAUAAAAACCGGUAUUAAAAGAUUUACUUUUGACAAAAGACCAUUUCAUUAUUUCAUAUAUGCGGUAUUUACCAUUAGCAUAGUACAGGCGCUGAUUUCGACCGCCGAAGGAAACCAUAAUGGGUUAAUAUAUUUAAUAAUAAAAUUAUGUUGACUUCAAUUUUCACAUCAAAGUAAAGUCAGUUUUUAUAUAUACGUAUAUAAUCAUGAAAAUAUCGUGUGAUUUGUUCACUUUAUAAUCUUCGGAAUUCUGUAUAAUCUUACCCUGAAAAUGCAGGAAAUCGUUUUUCAGGGAGUCUAGAUUUCAAAAAUUUUCCGGGGGGGCAUGCCCCCGGACCCCCUAGAAGUUCCUCGCGCCUUUGCCGCUCGAAAAUCCACCCCACUUUUAAAAGGCUGGCGCCACCACUGGUUUCACAUGCAGUAUAUGGGAAGUUUUUUAUUCAAAUCAAGAUGUGAUGAGGAAGAAAUUUGUGUACAUGGGAACACUUCUUUCCUCCAUGUUUUCAUAGGAGGCAAGAGAAGGUCUGCAACAGAUCUCACCGACAGAUUUCGUUGGAAGCAAUUCUUCUAGCCUGCGUUGCCGGCGUUUUAUGAGCCCUCAUAAAACGCCGGCAACGCAGGCUACAAUUCUUCGCGAUCAAACGAGGUUGAGAGUAAAUGAGAGUAAAUGAGAGUGGAUGAGAGUAGACAGUCACGUUACGGGGGACAUUUCAAACUCUAGAUGAACAAAAUAAAGGUGUGAUGGGUGUUCCAACUAUGUUUUAACUUCAAUAGAAUACAUGAUAGUGUUGGGAAAACAUUAAGAACAGCUAACCAAGCUCGCGUGACUCUCACGUAGUGCACUCUCAUUCUAAUUCAUCCGGGCUUCACAUUCCAUUUCCCAUACACCCUGUUGAUAGCGGUCAGAAAAAAUUUCUUCCGCUAUAAACGCAUGUUUAAAUACAUUACAGACGUGCCCGGUGCAUUUCUUGACCGUAAUUUUAAGAAAUUGAGAAUUUUGCAAGCGUCCGAAAUAAAGUCAAGAUUUUAUGAAAAUAAAAGUGAAAAUAAAUAAUAAAUAAAUAAGCAUACUAUAGUUUACCAUGUAUAAUAUAGAUAUAUAUUACAGGACCUCCCUGAAACACUUCGGUGAGUGGAGCCUCCUGAAUAAAUAUUAUUAUUAUUAUUAUUAUUUAUUAAAGUGAGAUGAACCAGUGCUUUAUUUCACAUUCAGUAAAGGAACGCAAAAAGCUCAAACGAAGAACAAAAUAUGUCCUAUUUUCAUUUUGCCAGGAAAUGCGCCCACAUUGUGCCAGCUCAGAAGCUGACCACAAGAUAUACAUCGUGACAGUAAAUUCCAAGCAAAUAUAAGCAGUAUUUGUCGGGAAUAUUUGUUGAAUAAGCGUGAUUAACACUUGACCACAUUAAUGCAUGUGGACCGAUAUGUAUAUAUGACAUCAGCAAAAUGUGAACCAGUUAAAUACUAGCAAAACAAGUAUAGAAAACGUGACCUGUACUUAUAAGUUAAACACUUUGGAUCACGUAGAAACAACGUUUGUAACGACGAAAGCAUCUAUUGCAAGGGAAGAAAUUAUGUCAUUGCAAAGGUAAGUGUGAAAAAUUGAUUAGAUAUACUGUAUAUAUAUUAUAUACACUAGUGUCAAGGCUGAAUUGUACAAUUUAAGAAAGUGAAUUUUAUAACGGGUAAUGCACACGUGAAUAUUAUGUACAUUAAUAUACACAUAAAUAAGGCCAAGAGUAGGCCUAUAUUGAGACUCGUAUUUAAAACGUGACAUUGCAGCGUGGGCAUAUUUACUUGACAACGAUACAAAACACGAGUGUACAAAUUGUUUGGAAAAUGACAUUAUUGAAUUGACAACUGACUAAAAACUACUGCACAAUUAUUGAUAUGUUGCUUUUGUGUUAGUAUAUCUGUACUUUUAGAAACAGCUGAGGCGUGACAGAAAUACAACUCAAUACUUGAUAAACACCAAGCUGAGAAGGUCGACGUCUCGAGCGAAGGCCUAAUUUGUCGGUCAGGAAUUACUAAUGCCUGACGAAACGACAAAGUUCUGCAACUUCUGCUUAUUUUUUCAAGUAGUGCAUCAGUCUGUCUCGUAACGCAGUUGUAGUGUUAUCGUCGCACUAUUAAGCUUCUUACAAAAGCGUGAAAGAAAUUCUUUCUCUUCUUUAAGACUGAUAUAAUGUAUGCAUAUAAAUAUCGCUACGUGAUUAUAAAAACGUGUUUCAGAGUUGAAAUACUAUAAUUAUAUAUAGACUGAGCUAAUUCCGCGUUGCAAGGACUUAAUGAUACAGUAACUAUAGAUGUGAUUGGUCAGUUUAAACAACCGUUAUUUUCAUUUGCGUCAUUUGUUCAUGAAACGUGCGGAAGAAGGCAAGGUCGUUUCAAAAAACAAGGUCGGCCUUCAGUCAAAGAGUAUCGGAUGUUUUACAGUAAUGAAUGAAAACUUUGAAAUGAAACUGCGCAGUUAUACAACUACAAGAUUUUUUCAGCAUAAGACUAGCUAAAAAUAUUGUAUAAUACACCCUUCCGAGAAGUACGUCAUCUUGCCCAUACAGCCUCGUUUUCGUGAUUAAGACAUUAUGACAUACACGAAAACGAGGCUGUAGCUUAUAUACAAAAUGACGUAAUUUUCAGAAGGUUGUAUUGUGAUCUUUCACUAACUUUGUGAACUUUUAACCUGAAAACUGAGCGAAAAGGCAACAGGAAUUACCACCAUACUCACGCAUUAACAAUAAGCAGAUUAUCUAAGUGAUGCUUCACACGUGAAGUGUUAAAGAUGAUGAAUGCAUUGACUUUUUAAACGUCAUGCAUGCCAAUUCCUGAAUGAAAAUGAUUUGUUUAAAAAUCUUUUCUGCGCGGUAAAAACUAACUAAUAUUUUGAUUGAAUAAUGCCUAACUUUAAAUGUAAAAUGUAAACAGAACCUUCGGAUUUAAAAAAAAAGUUAACAGACGCCGGUACUUGUGAUUACAGUAUUUGCGUGAUGUUUCAGUUCCAGGAAGACGAGAUUAGGGACAAUAAUCUGGGACUCACGUCAUACGCUGGCUGCGAUUAAUUUCGUUGUGCGACAAAAGCAGAUUUGAAUCAAUUCAAAGAACACAAGGACACGUUGUCUCCAGUAUUUAAAAUUUUAUCAAUGGUUUUGUCGCACAACGAAAUUAAUCGCAGCCAGCGUAUGACGUGACUCCCAGAUUAUUGUCGCUAAUCUCGUGUUCCUGGAUUUAAAAUUUUAUCAAUGGUUUUGUCGCACAACGAAAUUAAUCGCAGCCAGCGUAUGACGUGAAUCCCAGAUUAUUGUCGCUAAUCUCGUGUUCCUGGAAUCACGCAAAUAUCGAAUCACAAAUACCAUGCAUCUCAGUGUUAUUUCUUGAAAUGAAAUUACUUGCUUCCGAAACUAUCACGAAUCCCGGUAGUUUUUACUACAAUUUUCAUCCUAUGAACAAGUUUGGAUAAAUUCCAUGUCCAAAUUAAGGAAACAUAGAAACAAAGUUAUGUAAUGACGAAUUCUCCCGAGUUCGAAAGUAAUACAGAAUUGGCGAGGCAAUCUUCCAUUCAUAUUCAUAUUGGGUAAUAUAACCACUGGGCAAAAGACACGCAGACGCAAAAGGAAACAGAUUUGUUACAUUUUUCUUUAAUUUAAAUCAGUCAGCCCAGGCACUUAAAAAGGAACGCGCAAGAGGAAAUCGCGCUCAGCUGUUAUAUACAGAUCAGUGGCUGAGCGCGCGCCUUUCUACAAAGAGACCUGGGAACAAGGCUGAAAAGAAGUCUUAAACCAAUCUCGUUCCCAGAGUUCGCGGGUUAGGUAGUGCCAUGCAACCCGCGAACAGGCAUACUCUGGGAACGAGAUUGGUCUUAAAGCAGGCAGUCUGAGUCCUCGCAUACCAAACUGGACUUCAAGUUAUAAUCUGUGGGGGUCCAACGUUGGCGACGGCGACCAAUAAGAAAUUGGUUGAAGAUUUCUCGACAACCACUUCUUUUGAAAAAAAACAUGUACUUCUUGCCGUUUCAAGAGAAGGUACUUCGUCAGUACAUCUUAAGAAAUAUGUAUGUGAAGAAAUCUUCCGAAAAUCUUCCAGUUAAAUUCAAGCGACUCAAUGACGAAAACAAAGGUUCUAUAGCCGUGUGGUAUGUUUUCUGUGAUUUCACUGACUAUUGCUAUAUUCGGCUUGUUUGUAAAGAAUGAUAAGUACUUUUAAGAGGCAAAUAAAGUUAAGUAAUGUAUUCUUUGGCUCGAAUACAAAAAUGCGAGUAAUUGUGUUUUCUGAUGUUGCCGGUAUUGGUUGCCAAAUUCUCUAAUGGCCGAUCGCCGACUGUUGUGUUGAAUUCCGUUUGUAUUAAAGGCGAACCUACUAUUGUUUGCACACAAUCGUUACUAAAUAUGAUUUCAUCGCCAUCGCCCAAUUUCCUGCUGCGAUAUACAAAGCGUAUAGUAGCGCAGCAACAAACAUCUAUACAUAGAAGAGUCCCAUUUCCGGAAAACUUAUCAAUAACUCCCACAUUCUCGGACCAGAAUAUCAGAAAUUCUUUGUCUUUUGUUUGUCCACUGGAAACAAUUUAAUUAUCAGAACAAUGCAUUCGAGUAAUUAAAUAUCCUGGCCUUGGCAACUAUAUUGUUGUUCCCUGAGGUGUAAUGAAUGAUAGUAAAAAAUCGUACUCAGCCGACAAUGACGACUAUUCUGGAAGCAUUUAAAAAAUGUAUGAUAUAUGAUAUAGUACAUUAUAUAAAGAUUUUAGAUUUUCAAUUUCCACUAAACACAUUGACGCUGAUGACCUGACCGGAACGCGAAGAGAACGAAUUGUAGUUGGUACGUAUCGGUAGAGAGUGUACUCUUUUGUUUUAACUUGUUUCUUAAUCUUUUGUUUAAACUUAACUCCGUUUCCUUUGCUAAAUUCUCCACCAGAAUUAGAUAAAAUAAACUAUAAUCACUAUGAGCAAGCAUAUAGAUCAUGUUACAUAUACGUAGAUAAAACUGAGUUGCUUUUAAACUAUUUUUUUCAUUUGAAGAAAAGAAAGAUAAGUCAUUAUUAGGAGACAAGUAAUCUUCUAGUUGAGCAUGCUUAAAAAUACAAGUUUGAUAAUCUGUUGAAUCUGAUGUCGUUACCCGUCAGAACUUCUCAACUAUGACAUGUAUAUUCGAAGAAUGAAAAAAUCUUUUGGCGUUAGAACAGUUUCCAUGCCUAAGUGGGAUAGCACCGGAAUAUUUAUCCAAGUGAUUUGUGAGGAGGGCAAACAUUAGCUGCUACAGGACGAUGUACUCUGCGUCCAAGCAACGUCGUCAUUAAGUCUCUUCCGGAGAACAUCUAGUCCAUCGAUCUAUAAUUUUCAACUUUGAUUAACGAAGACAGUAUAGACGGAAAGUUCCUUUGGGGAAGACUAACAACCAAUUUGUACAAUUAUAAUUUAAAGUUUCAACAAUCCAAAUAUAGCUUUGCGUAAUAAACACCGUUUUACAUUAAGCCGUUCCCAUAAUUAUAGUAUCAUGAUAUUGUAUGUAAUUGGUUUGAAAAAAAAAACCUUUUAGGGGAGAGUAUUGUAUUUCUGUUGAAACAUUACACGACCGGCAAACGCGUGCUAUAGGUGUGGCAAGGAAUAAGGUUGUUUACGUGAAAUUGUCACGUUUCUGGAAAACUACUUGGAGUGUUUGGUUACGUCGUCUACGGGCAGAAACAAAUAACAUUAAUCUAAUUGUUGUUUGUUUUAUGUUUCCAUUACAACGCAAACAAUAACACAGUAUGUAAGAUAAAAAACACAUACCGGUAAUAUUGAGUGCAGCGACAUGGAUAAUAUCACGCAAUUAAGUGUACACUUCAGACAGAAGACAUCCAAGUACAACCAAGGUUACUAACUGACUCACCCAAAAAAGGAAUCUAAAAAAAUUAAUGAAUAUAAAGAUUGAAAGGGACUAAAGGGUAUUAAAACUUUUAAAUUGAGCGCAUAUAUUGAGUCUUGAGACUUAAAGUCUCAGUCUAUAUAUAGUGUUUCUCAAAACACAAGCGAAAGUAAUGUAGUUAUACUUUAAAUCUUACUUCACCCGGAAACUUUAUAAACUAUUGGGCUUUCAAUAGUUCCUGUCAGUUAAAUUGUAGUAAAUGUUUUCCUAUCUCUAAGGCAACUCAUUUUUUCUAUUCCCACGUAGUUUAUACUUGUCUGAAUGAACAGUAAAGAUAAAUCAAAUUACGUUCCAAGACUGAAAAAAAUAUAAUUAAGUUUUAUCUUCCUGUAUAUAAUGCAUAGUUCCUCAUUAUAAGAAGUCUGUAUAUAUAUGAAGAGUUCCUGUGAGGAAGACUCAAAACCAUUAAUAUUUUCUGCUAUAAGAACCUGAUAAAAACCAGCUUAUUGGAGAUAAGAAAUCUUACUUAAUAUCGGUACAAUUUAAUGCUACUAUACUGAAGACGUAAAGACAAGGUCCUCGGAUACCGUGGCAGCGUUGAGCACCGAAUUCAAUCUUCAAUAUCAAGAGGUUUGUAUAAAAAAACAUACAAACAUUCAAUGUAUUUAUUGUUACGAACUUUUAGCCAUUACAUAUAUUCAAUUGAAAAUUUCAGAAGUUUCGUUGUAUAUAUGCUUCUUUAUUAUACAGAAGAGAGUGAGAUACUAAAAAAUAUACAGUGAGAUAUUUUCCAUGUCUUCACUGGUGAAGAUAUCGAUCACGUCGUGAAAUUUCACAAUUUUUUGCUUGGGACUAUAUAUAUAUAAUAAACAGAACAUUACUCGCGCCGCCGUGUAAUAUCCUCUAUAUAUUAGAGGUGUUAUAGCACAAAUAAGAAAUUUAACUAAAUGACUCUUUUAUUUCUUUUUAAUCACAAAAUAAUUCACUCUGAUAUAAAGUUGAACACUCGGUUGAACACCAUCUGAUCUGUAUGCUUAGUGCGGUGACCUCUAUAUGUCUGGAGCAAAACAUUUCUGCACACUUCUUCGUGUUUACCGCGCAGACAAAAAUAGUACAAAGGGAGUGGAACUGACGUCCAAGAACUCUUGGUCAUCUUGCCUUCAUUUUCUGGAUUCGACUUUUCACUCCAGUUAUAUACAUGUAGUUCACUGGGAAGAUUUUCCCACGAUGUAUACUUAAAUGCACACGAUGGGUGGUAUAGCAUGAGAUCAUCUCGCAUUCUAGAAACAGUUGUACUUGCUUAAAAACAACAACACUACGUGCAGUAUGAAAUGCAUGGGGAAAAGGCGACAUGUCUCAUGCCAAAUUAGUAGAAACCUUAUGAUGUACAACCAUAGGACAAACACAUGACGGCUUCACUAUUACAUACAUACAUACAUACAUAGACUUUAUUUUCUCACGCUGGCCCCAACCGAACCUUUCGGCUGAUUUCCAUGAGGGGGCACACAUAAACUAUUUACAAAAUACUAUUUACAUUGUCAAAUUGCAUGGCUAACAAGCCAGUUUCAACUCAUUUUUGUUUCAAAAUCGUUUUGAAGUUUCAACUCAUUUUUGUUUCAAAAUCGUUUUGAAAGAACCUAAGGAAUCAGCCUGACACUUACAACUUAAGGAAAGAAAAUCCCACAACAAGACAUUCACUUUGCUCUGUUUACAACAGCACAGACUAAACGUCGUGUACGAUGCCUGGAUUUCAAGUGAAGAAACUGUAUGAAAUUCAAAGGAAAGCUUCGGAUAGGGAUGCAACUACCUGAAAAAUAUAAGGAGAACUUCGACGUUUCAAGCGGCGAAGUCGUUAAUUCGUUGGGAAGUAGCCAACUACGAACUUCCCGAUGAAGUGCCUUUGCUAGACACGUCGAAGUUCUCCCUGUAUUCAGUUUCAGGUAGUUGUAUCAUUAAUCUGGAGCUUUCUUCUUAUUGCCACUGCAUACACUGGUACAGACAGUCCAUGAAAUUCAUAUGAUUGACAAUUCUCGAUUAGUCUUCUUUUACUGGCAAUCAUCUAUUUCGUACGCCAGGCAUUAAAAUAAGUGUGUGAUUUUGACCGCACUUUGUGUCGUUGUGAAUAGAAAAUCUGUACUAGUACAUUGAAAUGUGUGUUUCUGACAAGAACGGGUAAAAAUCUUUGUAUACUGACAAUUAACAUAUCACCUCACGAUUCAUUGCCAGGAUGUUGGAAAAUUGAAAAUUGUAAAAUUGAUAGUGAAAUCGAGUAUUAUCCUUCGGUAGACAAGCUGUCUCACAAAACAGCACUCCAAAUCGGCUAAAAUUGCCAUGGCACAAUAUGACAACCUUUGCUUAGGCCCCUUCUCAAAAAUGAUUACUGAACUACGCUGCUCUUUAAUUACAGCCAUAUUUUUCAAUGAAUGAAUUGUCCCACAUAUACCGGACUACAAACUGAACUACUGAAGUCUAUAUAUCGAGUACUUGCAAAAGUGUAUCUUGUAAAAAAAAACCGGCUUAUUUUGAUGCCGUACGCCUACAUGAUCGUAAGAUCUCUCAGUACUAAAUUAAAAGAGCUGUAUUUGUGAAAGAGCACGUUGCAAUCUUUGCCAUUGGUUUUGGAAAGCAAGACUCGUUUAGAAUGUACGUAAUUUUUCUAAUGACCAAAAUCACCGAAUUACUUGGCGGCAAAUUCUAUACUUUCGGAAUAUUAUUUCCGGAUUAUUCUUCAUAAAAUUGGUUGCGCACUGUUGCUUCCAUUGUCCAAGUUUGGCGUGGACUGUGCUACAAGCAUACAAUCAAUGUCUCAGACGCUAUUAUACAACUCGUAAUUGCAACUUGAUUUUAGUUUCGAUCGCAAACAAAUUGAAACAUUGUUGGGACAAGUUGGAACACUCCUUCAUUUUAUUAACCCAUUUAUCAGUAUUAACCAUUGAGCGCACACGCGUAACUUUGCCGUUGCCGGCGCUGACGAAUAAAUUGGUGUGGUGUUAAACAGAGUAAAAUAAUAAAGUAAAGCGCUUUUUGUUAAUCUAGACUAGAGCUUGAAACGGUCCUCCGUAACAAAACGAGACUGCCAACUCUCGCCAACUCUCAUUUGACUGGGGCUUACACUGGAAAAUAUAAUCAAAUCCAUGCUGUGGAAUUCGUAAUUGCAUCACUAAAUCCCGCAUAGUAUACUGAAGAAAAUUUCAAUCAGUAUGAAAACUGGAUUUCCUAAUUCCAGCGAAGAUCCACACUUUUUCCAUAGUAAGGAUUCUGAAAAAAACUUCCAGUGUUACUCUAAAAAUAGCCGGUUGACUUGUAUGUACGAUAAUACUGAAGGAAACCCAAUACAUCUUUCAUUUUUUCUGUGUUGGUGUUGUGUACUCAGGUGAAUAUGAUGUUUGUGAUGUUACUCUGAGUGUAUAUCCACACAGCACACAGGGCAAGUUUGAAAAACAUGCCUGGCCACGGUGGGAAUCGAACCUGACCGCGUAGCUCAGUUGGCAGAGCAUUGGGCUAGUAGUAUUCCAAAGGUCGUAGGUUCGAUUCCCACCGUGGCCAGGCAUAUUUGUCAAGCUUGGCCGGUGUGGAUAUACACUCAGAGUAACAUCACAAACAUCAUCUUUCAUUAUUUCGAGAAUUAGACCCAUGGGCGCCAUAUAUACUUAAUACUUUAACUUAUCAACUGAGGCAUUAAUUCUGCAACAGGUUGCAGCCCGCGCUAGAAAGUCAAGAAUAAAAAUGUUGCUGCGAAACUUUGUGAAAACUCAUGUGCUAUAUAUAGGACGAAACCUGUUUUCUCACUUGAAGAAUCAAAUGAUAAUUAUAUUGAGGAUUACACUACUAAAGAAGCGGAAAUGAUGUCUACUAAUUGAUUCUCAUAUUUUGAACUUGACGAUGUAAUAACGCGGUUAAUUAGUUUUCACUGCGUAAAGUAUAAUUUAGCGAGAGCUUACGGUGUAAGUGUUUCACAUUUACCUUAAAAGGAGCUUAAAUUUCGCUGAAUCAUGAUUAAUUACAGGAAACAUUUAAAUGAUCAUGACAACGUUAAAAUCUCCUAGAAUUCUAUUAGUAAUGGAUACUAUUCUACACUAGGCAAUAUCUUAUUGGUCAAGGAAACCGGAUCAGAAAAAAACAUGCUAAUGGAAGCGUAUAUGUGAGUGAUGUGACCAAGAGUGUGAUCAUUUAAAAACGUCAAACGUGCUCGCACGCAUUAUACAACCACCCUAAGAACAUGCCGUAUACAAAAACGUCAAAUUCAAAACUCAUUACCCCCUAUAGUUUUUCUGAAUAACCAAGUCAUAAAUAGCAUCAACUCUUUGUGUAAUCACAACGUGUGCAUGUACAACAUGCUGACAUGCAUAUAUUCACGUCAUUCACAUGUAAUGCAGUUUAAUUAACAUAAAUACAUGAUGGGGCAGUUUUAUUUCAAUGCAUCCUUAAAAAUUUACCCACCGUCACCGAAAAUACUGUAAUUCGGCUGAUGAUAUUUUUAUAUUGGAAAGGAGUUUCAAUAAUUGUUUUGUUUUGUGAAAACAUUAUAAUUAGUGAAUAGGUUGUCAAUAUCAGAAAUGUCGGAUUUUUCAUCAUAAGAUUGGUUCUACUAUAGGCCAAUAAAUAAUUCUAAAUAGUUUCAAAAUUCAUCUCUGAAUACAUUGAAUUUUCGAUUCUAACUGAUAGAUGUGUAAAAAAUGGAAUAUAGCUAUUGCAUUUUUUUUUUGGGAGGGGGGCACUGUAUAUUGUGCAAAUGGUGGUAAAUAAAUAGAAUUUAAAAACAAAAUGCCGGCAUGUCCGGUUUCAUUGUCAGCAACAUGUACACUCUACAGUGCUGAAAUUCAUCUCAUUUUAACUUAUUUGACUCGAGAUAUUUAGUUUGAUUUACAUAAAUUUCUAUUCUUAACUCCAAAUACUGAUCGACAACAUAAGACACAUUAAUCAAAGCAUCGCCAUGGUUGCGGACAAAGUAGAUCCUUUGAUUCCAAGAGCCGGCACAUAUUGAGUGAGAUAAAAUCUCAGAAUGUGAAUUAACAUGUCGAGCAUCGUCUCCAUAAUGUCAAUCAACAUCGUUUUAAUUAUUCAAAAAUAAUUAUGUUGUAUACAUACAAUUACAUAUAUUGUGCAUAAGAUUUCAAUUGACUGCAUUACAAGAUGUAUAUCACAUUAUAAGUGUCAUAUAUUAUAUAUAUAUAUAAUUUAACAAUUUAUAAACUUUACAAUCAACAAAACGAUUGAAGGUGCAGACAACAGGACUGAGGAGUCCCAAAUUAAGUCCUACCUACACAUUACAUUGACAUUGUAAAACAAUAGAGACAUGUUACAAACUUUAACAAAGCUACAAGUACAACACAAAAUUACAACACACGAUCAAUGCGUUCCAAACCAUCCUUACACUUUCCAAAGUUAAUAUCAGUGAACUAGACAUGGACCGCCCAUAUAUUGCAAUCCUUUCUAUAUAUAUAUAUAUAUAUUUAUUGUAGAUAUCAUCUCACGAAGUGGACCUUUUUUUUCAAAUUUCUAAGAUUUCUGAUCCGGUGUCGAGAUUUCGUUCCAAAAUUCAUAUUGCGAUAGCCCAUAUAGCGACAGGCACACCCACAAUCAAAAUUAACCCGGCUUUUUCCCUUUAUUUUGAUUACAUAUGGUUAGAUCCCACAUGCAGCUGUGAGGAAUUUAAAAAAAUGUCUGGAUAAUCACAAUCGUGUCAUUGUUCAUAGUAGACGUGUACGAUUACGAAAUUCUCUGAUUACAUUCCAAGCAAUGAGUGCUCGAUGGUGAUGACAGGCUGAUUUUACAUUCUGGGUUUCAUGUUGAAAUAGACGUGGGCACAUCAGUGGGCAUGCCGAGUUUUAGUUUUGUAAUGGAUUUUGUAAUACUUUCUAUAUCGUGGGCCGUGCAUGCAUGCAUGCAUAACAUUUGAAUCGCGCUGAAACACGGUUUAUGUCAAAGGAUAUACUUCACUAUAAGCAAUGAUAUCGCCUUCCUUUCUUAAUCUACAUUUCCUAAUUUCAAUAAAUUUACUAAAUAUUGAUUUUUUCAAAUUUAUUCAUUUUAACCAAUUUUUUCAUUUUAACCAAGGCUAAUUUAUCUGAUGAGUCAUGUGCCACAUCUUAUGGUACGAAACUGAACAGUAUAUAUAAUAAAGUCAAUAAAGAUGCCUAACAGAGUUUAUUGAGUCGUACGUUGUAUUUCAAUUUAUUGCUAUAGUAAGCACUCUUUUGCAAAGAACGAAACCUACAUAUACAGUAUUUCAAUUAAGGUUGCCCCCGAGCAAAGCGGAAAAGUCGAAUACGAGCGGGAAAGGCUGCUGGGAAUCGCUAACAAAUUAAUGUUAACGAUUCCCAGCAGCCUUUCGCGCUCGUAUUCGACUUUUCCGCUUUGCUCGGGGGCAACCUUAAUUGAAAUAGCUGUAUAUAAUAUAUACGUCUUCCGGAAACACACAGUGCAAUUGUAAUUUUUUUUUAUCUUUGUAUUACUAAUGGUGGUUGUUGUUAUAAAGGCUCAUCUAGUGUGGUCUACAUGCAUGAUAUAUCUGACUGAGUCGUAUAUACUAUUCUUAUUCUGAGUUCCACAGUGGAAAAAUGUCUCCAUAAACUUAAAUGAAAAGGAAUUGUCAAACAAUUAGAAACCCAAGCAUUGAGUCUCUAGACUAAACGGAUUCAUGAAUUGCAUAGCACACAAUACCCCACCCAACGUAGGCCUAAUAUUAUUUUACAUAUAUAAUAUACCCCGUCAUACUAGAGUAUAGCGUAAUAACAAGUGUGGUAUGAUGAUUAUGAAGAAAUAACAUAAUGACUAUAAGGAAACUACGGGUACCAUACACGAGAAAUAACACGUAUAUAACUGAAUACAGACCUUAUCACUACAUUUGAUGUUGUAUCUAAGAAGGUGUCAUUUCAAUGCGCGAUAAGUCAAAGUAAAAAACUCAAAGCAUAACAUGAACUUCAUUUUUUAUCAGGGAUAAGUAACUGAAGCCUUUUUCCUGAAAGCUGAACACCUAGCUGUCUAUCUUGUAGUUAAGUGAUGGUACAGUUUCGUAAUGAUUAACAGCCUAAAUGCUAUUUUAUAUAAUUCGUUAUUACCGUCGAACAUAUUCAAUCUUUUGGGUAUAAAAAUAUAUAAAUAUAUAUAUUUCCAAUAAAUGCCAAGAAUAAUUUCUAAUCGUUAACUAUAAUACAGGAGGUUCAAGAACUUCAAUUCUAUAUUGUUUUAAAAGAUACUUUAUUCGAACAGAACUACCAAUACUGCUACAGUCAUAGAAUAUAAAACAUAUUAAAUUGACAGAAAGGCUAGAUUAAAAAUUAGAAUUAUACUAUAGUUAUAUUUGAUCACUGAGGACAUCAGAGCAAUACUUGCUACCAAUAUCCCCACGGAUAUAUAUAACCAUGCAUGCAGUGUCGGUCCAUGAUGGCCAGGCCUUCUCUGCAGGGCAUUUCCGCGAGAACAGAAGGGGAGCUACUUAUUAAGGGAAAAAACCCUUAUUUCGAUAGGAAAUGGUUAUUUGGUAGAAGUAAAUAAAACUGUGAUUUAGUUGAAUAUAUAUAAGGAUUGGGUAAUAGUUUUGAAACCUUUCCCAUGACAUACGCAUGUAAACUUAUCGUGGGUGUUUGUUAAUUCUUUAAAUUUCAAUUUACAAAAUACAUGUAAUAGUACCGCGUCCCCUGGAUUCUUUGAAUUCAAUAUACAGAAACUUAAUGUCAUGAUGAUAGACUGGACUUCACAACUCCCCCACCUUAAUAUUGCAUGAUUUGUUGUCUUUUACAUCAUAAUAUACAUAUUGCAAUAAAGUAUGGGUUGGUUUACCUGAAAAUCUUCAUUAUACUGUCGGUUGAAGUUCCCCGUAUAUGGUGAAACUGAUGAUAGUGAAGAUUUUGAGGUAUGUGAUCGCGUCCUACAUUUGCUCUAUAUCGUUUUAUAUCAGGGUACACUGGCCGACAUUUUGUAAAGCAAUACACAUUCUGUACGAUAUAUGUGCAUGAUUCUGGAUUGCUGUGGUGGGAAAGGAUUUACAGCUAUAUACCUGAAAAAUAUGAGCAAAACUUCGACGUUUCGGGAAGGUCUUCGCUUACCCUACAACUUUAAGAUGCGCUCAGUUUUACAGAUGCGCUCAAAUAUACAGUUCAUGGUCAAAUGAAUCUGCCUACAUGAUUUUACUCCAGAUUUCACACUCCGCGUUUAUUCCAUAUGCUGUCACACUGUGUAAUCACUUAUACAAAUUUACACUAACUCACAAGCUUUGCAUCAAAUUCUUUCACAUAAACCCAUCCUAGGAAGGCCUAAACUUUACGAAACGUACAUAAUUUAUCAAGAAAUGUAUGGAAUCGAGCGAUUACAUCUCACUGGUCGACUAGUUUGCAUGUCGGCAAGAGCGCACUACAGUAUGAAAUGUAAUUACUGAGACGAAAAGAACACAAUGGACUAUUUAUAACUACUGUGCAAGAUUUCGCAACGUACUUGUCAAUGGACAAUAGACGCAAUUGAGUGAUGAGUAUCUGUUAGAUUACAAUCCUUGCAUGUUGCACGCUACGGCACACAUUUAGUUACAAAACCACUUUCUGCGUCCACCAGAUAGAACAAGACCCAGCACGUAUCAUUAUGUUAUUAUGCAAGCGCUUAUAGCGAGUGGCAUCGCAACUCCUACGCCGUGCGGGUGGAUGACGCUGUCACAUUAACCAUUAAUAUUAAUAACUGAGAGAGUGAGAGGUAUAUAAAAAGACUCGGUAUAGCCCCAGACUCACAUAAUUUUUUCCCACUCACUAGCGAGCAAUUUGAAGAGUCAAGCAGAGAGCCAAGAGGAAUGGUAGAACGAGAAAGCUAUAUAGUUUUAACCUCGUCACGUCAGCAAUCCAGAGAGGAUCGAAGCAACAGCAGUCGAGAAGGCAGUCCUGAAGCUAUUCAAGCCAGGAGAAAUUCAAGUCACGAAAACGGUCAUAGCAGUGACCCUGAAGUACCAUCAGAGAAUAUGCAUUUCAGACAUGAAGCAAGUAUGGUGCAUACAGAACACGAAUCACCCACGAACCAUUUAAGGUAUGGAACUUAAGAAUUACUUACAAAGAUUAACUGGGAUCAUUGAUCAGAGAUGAAAAACUCAAUAAUUUCAUUUCACUUAUGAUAUAAAAUCUCUACGAAAAAUCCGUUGUCUCGAUAUCUUGUAUAGAACGAUCUCUAGAACGCCACUUCAUCCAGUUUAUGAAACUAAAAGCAGGCUAGAAGUAUAGCGAAAUCCAUUAAAGUUAUUGAGUACAGAGUAGAUAUUGAGUAGAGAGAAUUGUUUGUUGUGAAUGGAACAUUCGAGAAGUCUCAGAAUCCAUUCCAACAUAGAUUAUACUAUAUAGUUUACAACAAUAAUCAAGAUUCCUAAAACUCAAGUCUUCACUCGAAUACUACGGAUGUAGUUGCGUCACUUUUUUCCAGAGCACUUGAAGUAGCAAGCUUUCUAGAUAAGUGUGUGUGUUUAAACGACAUUCCUUUUACCAUGCAUGUACAUAUACAUUGAUUAGGCACUUCAAUAUUUGCUUAACCUCGGGUGAAGUUAUUUAGAUAUUCACGAAAAAUACUUCCCAUGGGCAUGGUGCAAUUGUGCAAUAUUCUUAAAAUGAAAUAAGGAUUUAAAAUGAAAUACACUCCCAAAAAUUAUUUCCCAAAAAAUUUCCAAGAGAAUACCAGAUCUUUUUAAUUAAAGAACAAUGUAUGUCGUUCUUCCCUAAAAUAUUUUCCGAUAAGGACAAUUAAAUUUUAAUUCGCAUUCAAAAAGUUGGUCAGUUUUAUCGCAAAAACGUGAAAAUUUAUAACACUGACUGCACACAUAUAUAACAACAAGACUGGAAACGUUGGUGUGAGGAAGUAAGAUUUAAACAUGAUUCUAGUCGUAUCGAGUGGUAUGUAUUAAAGUAAAACCGAUGCGUCAUUCAUUCAUGCAUACUCAAUUUAGUUGACUAAAGUGAAGUGUUUAUAUUAACUAUUUAUCUGGUGAGAUUUUUAGCUCUGUACUAUAAAAAAGUAAUGAUAUUUCGAUUGGAUACAAAAUGACAAAGCAUUAGCCAGCAUCCUAGUUAAAAGAGGUUUUAAUUCUUAAACAUAAAAGAGGUUUUAAUUCCUAAACAUAUGUCUAUAUGCCUUUGGCGAAUUCCAAAAAGCGCCCACAUCAUUCUGACUUAGCGCACAUUUAUAAUUCCAUGCAAAAACGUAAUAACGUGAGUUAUAUUUGUGAAUUGUGAGCGUAUCACGGUCAAUCACAGUCUUCAUGAAAUUGAUUUGGUCUGUGGCUUCUAAUAUGACCUAGCCCACAUCAAUUUGCAUGCAAAGAUAUAAUGACGUAAGGUGUUAACUGUAUCGAUGUAUUUCAACCUUGAUAAAAUCGUUUAUUCUUUGCCGCAACUGUUUCUUCGUCGUUUCAAUAUUCCACUCGGAUGUGCAGUUAUUUGGUAUCUUGCCAAGUUUCCCGACAAGGAAGCGGAAGUAUAGUGGAAAAUUCGGAAGCAAAAUUGAAGAUUCCCAAAUUUUGCUUUGUUGUAUUUGCGUCAUAAGGGUAAGGCUUUAGAUUACAACACGCGUUUGGUUCCUGUUUGUUUGUGCGCCUCAUUUUGCCGGGCCACAAAGAAUGUCCGGAACUCUCAAAUAGAACUUCAGACGCGGUGAGAUAUCGCUUGAGAUAUGUGCUUUGGAACAUUCUCGUCCGAGCUAAUCACAUUCGGAGAGUAUCAGAUUGGUUAAUAUUGGCUUUCAAAUUACCAUUGACAUAGCAAAAGUAUUUCAUAUAUCGGUCAACUCAAGGGCAAAUCAUCACAGUAUAGACGGAAUUCAAUGUAGAUGUGAUGUUUGUGGUAAUUCAUUGUCGCUGCGUCAAUGUAUUUCAGGAUUUGGUGGCUAUAUUUAUAACGACAUGGUAUCACAAUCAGAUUAAGUUGAUAUUCGCUUUCAAAUUAGUAUGCCAUACCAAAAAUAUUCUUUGUCAUUUGAAAGAUGAAAUCGUCACAUAAUAUCGUUUCUUUAAACGUUGUAGCAUUCCUCAAUUACACGGAGUAGACAAUGUUUCCUAGAUCAAUAAUUAUUGAUAUUGACCCCCUUAUUUUACUGUUCACUAUACAUAACUACAUUUAUAUGGUGGUACAUCAUAUGUGAAUUACUCAAUAAGGGUGAAAUAGUAGUGGCAUUUAACAUGGACAGCAUUUAAACAAUUCCAAAAUAAUAUUAUUAAAAUAUAUAGAAAUUCUUAUCGAAUUUAACCGUAUAAAACAAAUGCAAAAUUUGAUCUUAUAGUUAUAGAAUUACAUUGCAUGGUCAUUGCAAAAUCCAUGCUGUGUCACAUGACUCUGCAAAAUUAGGUGUGAUUGUACAUAAAAUUGUGUAAUUGUACAAAUAUGGCGCAACACUGGCAAAAUAAACACACUGCGUGGCAAUAUUCAAACAGCAUUAUUUAUAUAAUAUGACGUUAUUUGAACUUAUUUCGUGUGCAAUGAAAGCGUGUAAUGGCUCAUACACCCACGAGACGCUCUUGAAAACCGCAUGGCAUAAUUAUGAAAAUGAUUUAUAAUCAGUGUUGUGUAUAGCUGGAUUGCUGAUUGGCAUCGAAAUUUUAAAAUUUCGACGAAACCUAAUCUCUUACAUAUGCAAAGCUGUUUUAAGUAAUUUACUGAAUGCCAUUAUCGUGUCGUUUGGUGACAAGCACAAGUUUCAUGAAAUCUAACACUCAGUAGGAUUAGUAUAUAAGCUCCAAUCUGCGGUUUCAUCACUGACAACAACAGCGAGAACUGUGCGAAUUCGGUGCAGUUGUACGAAAUGAUCUUCCAUAGAAGCUUCUAGGUAUAUGCCCUCGACGUGAACUGUAACACAUGCAUCUAGGUAGUCUAGACAUUGAUUAAUAUUCAGACUCAUGAGCUAUUCAGGGUGAUAUUGACAUUGACCUCGUGUCAACAUGUAUUACAGUAAUAACACUGCAUGCAGGCUACAAUUGUCCUUUGUUUCGCCCAGUCAGUCUGGCACUCACUUGAGAAGCACAGAUUUCAUUCAUAUCAUUUGCGCAGCGCCAUCAUUUGUUGUCGUCAUUACGAUCUGUUGUGCGCAACGUACAAAUCUUGUAUUAGUUGUAUACAGUUGUACUCCUAGACGUUGUACUCCUAGACUGUUCAGUUGCCAACAUACAGUAACGUCCCAUAUUUAAGUUGCAUGUAGUCUGUGAUAUGUUCGUGCACAAUUGUCUUAGUACGUCUCGUUAUCCAUCAGGAUAUCAAUUGGAAUUUAGUUUCUGUUUUCUUCUCUUGUCACUACAUUUUCUAGUUAUUGUUAUUAAAUAAAAGAACCUGGCAGCUUAAGAACCUAUACAGCCUGAAAUUUGCCAUUUAGACAACCAUUUUUAUCGGAAAGAAUUCAGUCUGAGAUUUGGAAACUUUUUGCAACCUACACGUUUGCACAAACAAGAAAUCUGCGUCAUUACAUAUUGUCAAGAAUAGCUAAUUUGCGCAAUAUGUCCAAAGUCCAACCAAGCUUGGUUGCAGAACUGAUGUAGUUAUUGUUGCUAUAAUUAUACUUCGAGCACACAUGCGCUCACGCAGUUAUCACGGCUAGCCAUCAGCAAGCAUACGAUAAGUACCAGCUGGGGAAAAUAUUUUUGACGAAAUAAGCUCUCAUUACCGGUCGCUGUUAUUUUUGUAUACUAGAUUUCGAAAUAACUCUAACUAUUAAAGCACGUAUACACAGUUCUUAGGUAUUUUGGUAUUUAUGACAUUGCGUGUGCGCUUCAGGGAAUGAGCACGGAGCAAGACAUGGAUUAAAACAUGGAGUCCUUUACCAAAAAUGCGAAAACGUCUCAUCAAAAUAGCAACUAGCCUGCGUAGCAGUCGCUUUAUUUUAUUAUUGUAGGUUUUGAGGAUUUUUGAAUAUUCUUCGCCCUUUUUUUCUUCGUCCAUUUUUCUAACUCGCCAUAUAUUCAAAAAUCCUCAAAACCGACAAUAAAAUAAAGCGACUGCUACGCAGGCUAAAUAGCAACGUAUGGGAAUGGUGGAUGCAUGAAUAUAUGUAUUUAGAUUUGCGCGCGCUAAAUUCGCACGAUUUUGCGCAUCCUAGCUGAAUUUCAAAGCAUCUGAACUCGAGAAUUCCAUAUACUGCAACUUCCAAUAUUUUGGUCGGAUAAUUUCAUGAAGACCUGGCAAAUAUUUGCCCCCCCCCUCCCCACCCCCACACACACACAUUUGUUUCCUCCCGUAUGGCUAUAUGAACGAACCUGCAUGCCCUUACGUGCGUUGGAAUAAUUAAUUUACACGACGAUUUUUAUUGACUGUUCAAUUUGAUGGUUUUGUUUUGUACAAAGUUUACGUCGGAAAUACUUAUUCAUUAGUUCAAAAACAACCACGCACGCCAUCGCUUGCACGCAAAAACAAGGGUGUUAUGGCGUACUGUAAACCAGAAGACUCGAUAACACGAGCAAAUAUACAGAAUCGAUUUAUUUCAACAUUUCAUGUUCGUUAUAUUUUUCUGAAUGAGAGCGAAAACCAUACUCUAGUUUCGUGAGAAGUUCCAAUGUGUUUUGUAAAUGCAAACCUAAUUUAAAUCAUGAAUGACGUAAAAACAAUCAUUAAGGAUUACUGCAAGUCUGCGUUACAAAUUCACCGCGAAAACAAGAGCUGCUGUAAACAUAGCGUGGGCAGGGAGUGUUUACAAAUAUGCAUUAAUGUCCAUGGUAAAUGCUGUGUCUUUGUUUCAAUAUACAAUAACAUAACAUGACAUAGCGAUAGGCUUUUAACCGCCAACACUGCUGACUGCAGGGUUAAUAUUGACCUGAGUAGGUGUAUACAAUUAAAAGGUUUUCACAAUAGAGAAUUGCAAUGAAACUAUGAAAAAACACUUAGUCUUAGUUAUAGGGUGGGGUGGAGGGCGUUAUAUUAAAGCAACAGUGAUGUAUAAACUAACUAACUUUAUUUAUACUGGAAAGCUCUAUACCACGGUUGUAAACUGGAUUAAUUAGGAUCGCCUUUGGUCCAGUAUUAUCGCAACCGCAGGAGGAAACCGGAUUAAAUGCGCCGUCGACAAAUGGAGUGUGUGUAGCUGAGUUGGUUUUAAAACGUCCAAAAACUCGGGGCGAUGUUUUACCGACAGGAGGAAUUAAAAAGCGCGUGAUUUGUAUAGACAUAUAGCCCAUGGACAUACACCCUGUUAUAUUGAUUUAAUGAUGUAUAUAAACUACAAUAACGUUCAAUAUAAGCACUACAGCACAAAAAACCCAUUCAAAGAAUAUGUUUUUAUCGCAUAAACACGCAUCAAGCAUACAUUUACGUAGUUUCCAAAGCAGCAUUCAAAUAUAAAAGGUCAAGUCAGUGGCUCUAUUAGUUCGCGAUUGUUCGAAACAUUAUUGUCUUUACGUGGAUAAGGUGUUUAACAAGGUAGUCACGUUUUUAGUACCGCGAUAAGGUGCUUGAACCAUUAUUGCGUAUAAAAGAAAUUUGUUCACAUCGUUCAUAUGUACAACUAUGCUAUAAAAAAAUGUAACUUCGCACACCCUUAUUUAAAGCUUGAAAUACUUUUUGUACAAUAUACAAUAAAUACGAUGUUAAAAUAAAAUAUGGUACUGCUAUAAGCAAAAAGAGCAAUAUCCCAAUAUAACAUCUUCAAAUAAACGCACAUUCCUCAAGGAUUUGUAUUAAUUAAACUUAAACUCAAAAUUAAUAUCAAAUUAAAAUCGUUGUUUGUCUACGACCUUUAUUAACCGUGCUACCAACUGAUAACCUCGGGGCGUUUUCUGGAUCAUUUCUUGUAUUAGAAUACGAGCAUAAACUUUAAUUACUUUUCUCUUAUGACCGACAUUGUUAAGAACACCAUGUUUGAUUGGGAUAAAGUGUUUUGAAUAUGCGGUGUUGGCAAUGUAAGAGACCGCCAUAUAUACUUUGUGUGAAAACAUUGGAGAGCGGAUUUUGGUAAAAAGCCAACGGUAUCGUUGCCAAUAAUUGUCACAAAGUCACGAGUUCUAACAAAAUUUCACUGCUUCAUUUAUUGUUCGAAAACAAGUAAAAACAACAGCUCGAACUCCUGAUCUCUUGUGGACACAAGUCUUGUUUCGGUUUGAAAAGCAUUCUGCGAGAAGAGAGGGUGUGUAUCGCGGUUCUUAGCAAGUGAAAGGCUACAAAUAUAUAGCAGGUGAGUACAAACUGUACAACGAACAACAGUUGAAUUGAUCAAGUUUGUACAUUUCAAAGUAGCGUAGCAUCAUGUGAUUUUUGCAUGAAAUUUCAUUCUAACAUUGAGAGAGAACCUCUACAGUGUUUAGUGGAAAGUGAAAGGCAAAAAUAGCAGCUUAAAUGUAAGUACAAUGAACAAUAGCUGGUUGAAUUGAUCAAGCUUGUACAUUUUAAACGUGGCAUUUGAAACGAUUUUGUACAUGACGUUGUGACACUAAGAGAGACAUUUGAACAACGGCUAGUUCAUUUGAAAUAUAAAGCUCAUCUCAAAGUAAUCUCGUACCGAGCUUUUUGUGUAACACCGUCUGGACGGUACACACAAUGAGUGUCUGUGUUGGACACGAUACAAUAUAACAGCUACAGGCCAUUCAAUGUACAUUAUACACCACAUGACGGAAAGAACAUUCAGCGCUAGUGAGCAGUGUAUAAUUCUCAGGUAAUAUAUGACUCAACUGAAUUUGUUAAAGUUAAGUCAGGAAAGGCACAUACAUAUAGAGCGAUGGUUUACAUUUUAAGUACUGUUUUGGCAAUGAAAGCAGUUAUAUCACACUUCUGGUAUAUUCACUGCUUGAGAUGUUUAAUGUCCGGCAUAUUAUCCAUAGACUAUUAAGUGUUUUGAAAAUGUCAUAUUCACAAGCACUGCAUCCUUACAAACAUUCUUGUCUUCAGUUUCCUCGUUGCAAUAGCAAUACAUUAUUAUGACACACUGCUAUAUAUCCAGGCACCGUUUAAACGAUAGUGAAUCACAUUCACUUUCUCUUAAUCCUUAACGUGAUGUGUUUUAGUAUAUGGAGCCCUGCUCAAGCGAGGCUGAGAGUUGAUGUGAGUUGCCAGUCACGCAAUUGUUAUACAUGCAGGGGACAUUUCCGAAACUCUAGACAGAAUAAAGGUUUGAUGUGUGUUCCAACUAUGUUUUAACUUCAAUAAAAUACAUGAUAGUGUUGGGAAAGCAUUAACAACAGCUAACCAAGCUCGCGUGACUGUCAACUCUCAUGCAUGCACUAGCUCUCGUUUUCGUUUGGCAGUCAGGUUAUAUAAUGUCGAAUUUUGAGAUGUAGAUAGGAACAGGAAAAUCGCCACUCUACUUGAUGGGAGAGAAACAUUGCCCAAUGAUUUAUUUCACUAAACUAUGCGAACAAUAAGAACCACAAAGCAGCAGAUCUGUUAAGGCUGAUCUGUAUACACUAACGUUUGCCUUAAACUGUCGCAUAUACAACCCUGCCUACGACAACGUAGAUGAGUUGUGUGCUUGAUUUACACAGUACAACUCAAGUUGUAAGCAGGUUGCAUGCCAUAGUUUUAGGCAAAAGUUGUGUAGUGUAAAUCAGCCUUCAUUCUUUACUGAUGCGUCCAAAUCAAUCUCUAAAUUAAGAAAUGUCUUUAAUGUACUUGUUCAGUUGCAAAUUUUAUAUUAAUAAUUUAAUUUUAUAUUAGAUUUCAUUUUCUACACUAUAAAAUACUGAUGUGUGGAUUUUAUUAUUGAUUUUAUCCAUAUACAUACAUAUCAUAGUUAUAUAUUCAUUGCAAAUAUAUAUAGAGACGUAAUUGAGUUGUUUAGACUCAGUGCGAAGUGUUUUAUUAACGAUCUAUAACUAUCUAAUGAAACUAUACAUCUCUCUCAAUUCAUUUUAUUGAAAUAUUGGCCAUGAAAUAAACUAUAAAUUAAUAAUGAUCAUGAUCAUAAUGAUCUAAUUGCGCUGGUAACUGCGGGGUUGAUCACCAUCUGUGAAAACUAACUCCUCCGCAGACUUUAAAAAUUCGCUGAACAAUUUUAAUAUCACCCACAAAACAAUGCUCAAUGACAAUGACAAAGGUUGUUAAAAAUUAUGACAUUUCUUGAAUAAGUAACUAUAGCCUACUUGCGUCAUUUUAUGACGAGUUAGAAUUUUUUGUUGAGUGAGUCAUGAUGAUUUAUGAGCUAUAUAUUUAUACGAAUAUAUACCAUUUGAACAGCAUGUAAAUCAGGCAUGAUUAAGUUAACUGUCUGAAACUAUUUAUAUCAUCAUUAAUAUUCUAUCAAGGAAGAAAUUUGAUUUUAAAAAGGAAGUUGUUAGCACUGAAAUUUCUUUUAUAAGAGGAAUGAUUCGUAGUGUGUAUGUCUGGACCUAUAAGUGGCACGUUCUUUGAUAUACUAAGCAUCGAAUAUAAUAUGUUGUACAUUUCGACAGCAUUAUUUAUAAAAAAACACUGUCAUAUUAUUAGCAGCUCUUGCCGUGUGGGCGUUUGAGAUAUAUCUAGGACAAUAAAUUGAAGUAAAGACAUAUUAUACAGGUAAGCAUUGUCUGUCAUGAGCUGAAGCAACAGUCAAUUACAAUAUAAAGUUUCCUUUGAAACAAGUCUCAGUGCUGACGAAAUAACGAAAAUAAUUCCUUUAAUUGAAUGCUUGUUUAUCCAAGUUUCUUUUGUCAAAGCAACUGCAUGAUAUGGUGUUAUGUGUCCCUAUUAGGCUAUAUUUUAGCUACGUGCUUUGUUUUGUAUUUAUACCGGAUCACACGUUUCAGAGAUAAUUCGGGUCAUAGUGGAGACUUAAAUAUUUCAAAUAUUGCGAAGAUAUGAAAUUGCCAUUCUUCUUGUUCAAGAAGUCUUCCUUUGUGGGCGAGUUUAGUAAAUAUAGCCCGUCUACAUGCGGGGUGGAAAGGUGCAUGGAUACGAAAGAGACAAUAGUACAUACAAUGCAAUAAGAAAAAAAUGUGAAUUAAGCGUGGGCAGUGCGGUGUUUGAUUGGUACAAAUGAAAGUAUGAAACUAAGAUAUUUCAUUCCAGAAAGACAGUGUAGACAUUCCUGAGAUUUCAGUAAGUGCCUAUAAACAUUAUUUCGAACCACAAAACAUUUCGCCAGGUGUGUAGCAGAAAUAAAGUGGCAUCUUUCAACUCGGCUUGCACUUCAUUUCUAAGUAGGCAGUAGAUGAAAUCUGAGACUUGUAAAAGAUUUCUAAGUCUUUGAAAUAUCAACAGAGAGGUGCCAGCAAUGAUUGUAACAACUUCUGGCUCCAUGGUGUAUGGGUUAAGGUAGGAUAAACAUAUUUAUAUAUUGAAGAGUAUAUGUAGUUGUAAUAUUUAAUUUAUUUAAUACAGAAUCAUCCACCUGUAUUAAACUACUUAUACAUACAGUCAAACCAGCGGAAUUCUGGUUAAUUGUACAUUUUGUAAUACAUACGUACCAAUAUAGAAAUCGUCUUUUCCUAGCGAUUUAAAGCUACUGUUAACUCUAGUUUAAGAAAUUUUCUCGAAGAUUUACUAACUUGUCAUCAUUACAACUUGAAAAGUAAUGAUAUUUGUCACUACAUCAUUUGGUUUACAAAUAGGACAAACACGUAAAUGAUAUAGGCUACCUGUAUAGGCGAUAUUAUUAUUAUUAUUGAAUACAUCUUUUCUUACCCGAGAUGGCAGAAAUGCAGAAGGCGGGGGGUUCUCUGGGAAUUCAAAGCUUAUAAAGCAUCAUGACGCUACCAAAUAAAAAUAUCAAUGGGUGUUAACCAUUACGCAUUUCACACAUAGAUCGGUACAUUUUACAAGAUAACUGCCAACUGGUGGGUGGUAUAGCAUUUCAAUCAGACUUCGCAAAAUGAAUCCUGUGUUUCCACAGCUUCCCAAUGACAAUAAAAUACUUCUUUAAUUUGCCAAGAAUAAGAGGAAUAAGCUGUCUUUAUCAUCGCACAAUAACAAUUAUAGGCUGGGUUAAUUCAAAUUUCAAUGCCUAUUUCCUUCGUACAUUUAAAACCCUGCAGACACCGGACACGAUUCAGGAACACAACGCAAUUUUUAGUAUUUUUCAUCUUUUGAAAGUCAAUCAAAACAGUCUAUGAAACUGCAAAGAAAGUUUCAAAGAUCUCAUGUAGACCAAAUCUAGAAUGUUCUAAAUAUUUGAAAAACUUACACCGUAGAGGCAGGGUCAAAGUUAUCCAUCAGCGAAAAAUCGCGCUAACGUUGCCGAAUCAUUGCCUCGUGAAAAUUCAGUUCAAUACGCUGUUUUAAAUAUAGGUAAUAUACAUAUGCAUUUAACCCCAUUUUAAAAGGCUCAGUAUAUGAUGUCAUCAUUAUAGAUAUAAUACCAUAUAUAAACGCCUGUCAGGACUGUAUGACUUAUGCUACUCCUGAAACAAACAGCCACAUGAGGAACGGACGUAUAUAGUCUAUAGCAUAGAGUGCCAAUACAGAAUACAUAUUUUGCCAACCUUUUGUGAUUACCAAGAAGUGCAGAGCCAGAAGAAAGGUAAGAAGGACGAAGUUGAAAAUCGUACAAGCUAAGUACGGAUAGAUUUGGAAUUAAAUUUGGUUCAUUGGGAGUUACAUUAACUCCUUGAAAUAAUGAAAUUAAGAGGACGUGUAUAUAUUACUAGUUAUUUUUUUAACUGCAUGUCUGUGCCAGUGUAGGUAGUGGCAAUAAUAUGAAUAAGCUUUCGUUGGGAUAUUACUAAUUAUGUUAUAUUGAUAUGUUGUAAUAUACAUCUUAUCCCUACCACAUGUUAUAUAGAGUUAAUGAGUUCUCAAACGACAGCCAUCCUGACCUUGCCUUGGCAUAUUUACUUCCCAAUUUUUCAAACGGUUUAUAAUUUAAGCUGUUUAAAUUGUAAAUGAUGUAAAAAAGCCAUGAAUUGAAAUCCUUAUAUAAAUUGGUCAAUUAGCAGCAUAAGCCAUAACACAUUAAGACGGUAAAGUCACGAAAAGCAUCUGUAAUUUCGUGGUGUAAAGGCCCGUUAAACGAGGUCAAUGUUGGUUUCGUUUUGAGAAUACGGUCACACUUUGUUUAAAAUUUUCAUGCAACUAUAUAAUUGAAUGCCACAAGUCCAGAAUUGAAACAUUAGUCCCCUUAGCCUUACAGGUCUAACCCCCUAUGAUUAAUGAAUUAGCAUGAGUAUAGCUAUAAUAUCAUUAGUUUUCUCAAUUCAUUUCUUAUUUCUCAAUCUGCUUAAACUACAGUCAUGAAUGACAUGCAAGGUUAAUAGCACAUAAGAAUCUUAGAAAUUAAAAUUUCAGCCAUGAAAAGGAAGUAUUAGACUUCGCUUAAAUAAACGAGUAAGAUUUUAGUCAUAUAUACAAUUCACACUAUAUAUAUUACAUUCGAUCUAAGUGGCAAGGUUUUAUAAUACUCUUACAGUAUAUCAGUGAACAUGAGCUUAUUUUAAAAGUAUGGGGAAUUUUAGGGUUCAAAGUCUUAAAGUCUAACAGAACUUCGAGCGAAGGCGGGAUGUUAAUUAUACUAAAUGCUAAAUUGAAUAAAAUAAAGUGAAAAACGAAAAUAUACGGUACAUGAUUAAACACAUUUAUUAAAAAUUAAAGUUCACUUUCUAUGUUAUAAUAAAUAUGAACGCUCAUUUGCAUUGGGCUUCGUGUGAAAUUCUAGCGUUUGAAGCAAGCUAAAAAAUAUUAAGGACGGAAAUUGAAACUCAAUUAAAACGUAAUACUUUGCAUUUCAUUGCAAAACUGAAUACACAUAAAUAGUCAAAUACAUUUUUAGCCUCAGCGCGCGGAACUUCAUAUUAAAAUGACUUAGCUAAGAAGUUCCUUGUAUGAUGGCAUGCCAAGAUGUUUGGAAAUGUACAUUCUUCGUUAUCAGUACAAAGACGUCAUUAGCACAAACAUAAUAGUGUAGUUUAUAGAUUCAACUUCCAGUUCCACUAUGGUUAACGAUCCGAGCUAACACACCUCGAUGUUUUCAACAAAAACAAAUCAAUUAUUUAAGGGUAUACAUGCCAACCAGGAUAUUAAUUGUUAUUUAUAACAGACAUGGAUGGACAUUUUCAAACUCCUGAUCUUCCAACUUAACCCAGUCACCAGUGUUGAAACAGACCCAUGCAAGGUUGCGUCCUUAUAAGUGAGAGUUGCAAAACAUGUAAAUCAGUAGCAGUUAGAAAACACUUCCCCACACUGCACGAGACGUGUCGUAUUUCUUAUUGGGCAGACAGGAUUUUGCCUAUCUCAGCACAUGACUAUAAUUAUAAGCCUGGCAUUAAUAUAUAUAAAGGAAGGUCCUACAAGUUCAGCAAGUAUUUAUAUGAUGUUGGCGGCGUUGAAUAGUCAUCAAACAAGUAAGUAAAGUAUUCCUGAACUUGCAUGGGGAAUUGAUUUUGCUCAAAAAUUUGAAUAAAGUGAAAGUUGUUGAACUUUGCUCUCUGAAACUAAAUUUACUGAACACUAAGCUCAUCACAUAUUCCGUUUUAUAUACAGCUAUUUAAAGUUUUGCAUAAUACGGAUCAGCAGAUUUGAAAUCAACUGCCUAGACUAAGAUCAAAGAGUCUUCAGUUAUUAACAAAUGAAAUACGCGAAACGUAAUGCAAUAUAAUGUAAUCUUAUAUAGUCUCUCUUUAAUAUUUUUUUAUAUUCUAUGUACUAGUAUUGGAAUAAAUUUUGUUUCUUGUUUUAUAAAAUUCUAGUCGGUUUGGCAACCGGCAGUAAUAUUUAAUUUAAAUCUUAAAGAACAUUUGAAGUUUGACGCUUCUUUCUCUUGCCAAUUAUAGAGGGCCCUGGGUACAUAUAUAAGAUUAGCUUUUGCCAACAAAGUUUUGUUAUAAAAUAAAGUUUGCGUCGAUCUAUAUCUAGUAAUUCUUUGCAAUGGUUUGUAAUAAAACUACAUUGUAAAACGAAAUUGGCCAUACAAUGGUUGUCUCAGAGGUCAGGGUUAUAUAGGAUCUGUGCCAGUAUAGGUAGUGACGAUAACAGGAUAGCUGUGGAUUAAGGGGGAUACAACAAGCUGAAGAAUAGGGAGUUUAAGAUGGCGACAACGGACAACGGGUACGGUUGAAAGCUUGUUUUCGCAUUGCUGUAACAAAGGCAGGCGAAGUUUACAUAUCCCCAGAACAUACUUUUCACCGUAGCGACCUUGGCUACAACGUGAAAAUCACAUUCUUGUGUUGUAAAACAGCAUCAAGAACAUAGCACUGAAACUGACUAUACACAACGUUGCAGGUUGGAGAGUAUUUUUAUAAAGAAAUUAUGAAAAUUGAAAGAUGAAUGAAACUUACCGAACACAAAGCCAUGCACAUAAAACAUAUUUGGGACAAAUUUGCCAUGACAAGCAUUUAGUAUUUACAUAUAUACAACAAAAACUAUUUCAAACGUAGCCGGUAGUUCGUCGUCAAGAUCUUAAACUCCCUAAUACAAGGAUGGGUACGGUUAGUCAGUGGGUGACCAGCUCGCUUGGCUAGGGCCACCCUCCUGAUAGGGUCACCCUCCUGAUAGGGUCACCCUUCCUCCAUAAACAGGCCCUAACUUCCCGACGAAACGCUCGAAACGUCGACGACGUUUUGCUUGGAACAAACGUUUCCUCGUAUUUCAUUGCGUAACUGAUAACUGGCGGGGCUGUUCACACUAGCACACUUUGAGAUCGGCCUAAAACCAAUUCGGUUUCUGUGCUGGGAAAAACGCCAGGUUGCUAAGCAAGAAAUUACUAGCUCGGCUGUGUGACGUGACCGAUGUGAAAUCACCUCUUGAGGUGGUCUAGUUGGAUCGAUCUCGAAUCGGUCUCGUAUUUGGUUGCCCACAGUUGGCCCGAUACGGCUCUGAAUCAAUUACGCAUCGAUCUAAAUCGGUAGUGUGAACGGCCUUGGCCUUAUAUAGACAGUUCAUAGAACUAUCCAGUAUAAACAAAGUAUGUUGUAUCCCUGUCAAUCCGAGGCACUAUACCUACACUGGAACAGACUUUUCAAGAUUCUAAACCUUUCAAGAUUCGAAACAAAGUAAGGUUUUUAAUUCAGUCAGCAUAAUUUCAUAUCACAAUACAAUACGACAAUGGUGAAUACAAGAUGCCGAGGAGUGUAUGCAUUUGGUAGAACAAAUUAAUUACACAAUACACAAACACAACAGGACUAGACGUUUCAAUAAUGUACUGAGUCAUGACAACUUGAUGCAACGCAUUACAACAAAAUGAACAAAUUGCAACAUAAUACCACCUACAGUACGUCAAUACAAUUACAAUAAUAAGGGCUGGAACAAUCAUGUGCCUACGUAGAAUGCCAUACAAUUAUUCAUAACACAAGUGGCUUUAUGUCAAGGACGAUUAUUACACAAUAAAAUUGAAUACAUAAUGAAUCCCACCCCACUUCAACAAAGAUGAAAUUUUGAAAAAGCGAUGUUGAAAGCCGCACGUAAUUGAGAGAUUUUUAGCAUAAAAUUCCAUGCCAAUAUUCUCAAAUUCACCGAGUUCAACGAAGGUGGCUCUUGGGAAAUUUCUGUUUCACCCAAAUAUUGCUUGAGCAACAAACAGAGAUUGAACAAUGACAAUUACAUUUUGCGUGGGUUUAAUAGGGUUGAGGUCAAAAGUAAGUAUAGCUGUGAGAGGUCUCACACGCAGAUGCCUUAAUGUCUAAAAUUGAAGAGCAUACAAGAUGGAUAUAGUGUUUAAAGUGCAUAAGAAUGACACGUCAUGAUUUACAUUUGAGUGCUAUUUUCGUUUUGCAUUCGAUUGCGAAUAGGCAAACCGCAAACAAUGUAUAAAAUCCACGUUCAUCAAAGUCCAACAAAAUAUUGAGAAAGCAUCGUUAUUCCUACUUGACGGUAGGGAAUAAUUCCAUAUUAUGUUGCGUUGCUAUUAUGUUCCGUCUUCAUUGUAUUGUAGUCGCAUGUAGAGAUCUACAGUAUAGCGUCUCGAUUUCGUACGAGGUGAACUGCUCAUACCUCCUAUUAAAACGUAUACCAGUCAUUGAGAUAAAUUUACUGCUUUCCUGAGAUUUAUAGUCCAAAAUAUGUGUAGAUUUGCACUGACAUUUUAUGUACAAUAAUUACACACGACGAAAAAUGUUUUAAAUAUAGCAUCAUGAUACAUACUACUCAUUCUUCAUGCUCAAAACUCAGAAGUAAAUAGAAUACAUACAGUACAAUUAAGGAAUGUGUACAUCAUUGAAUAUAUAAGUUAGAUGUAUAGCCAUAUAGUCUCGGAGUUACGUGUUAGUUUGUACAAUACAUCUUCAAUACCGCAAAAGCACAAUACCUUCGAACAAAUUUGAUUGAUUUCUAAAUUCGAGUUAAAUCAAGAAAAUACUGCUGAACAGCAGUGAUUCGGCAAAGCUUACAAUUGAAUGAAUAAAUUAUACAUGUAUUUUCGGUUAUCAUGGAAUAGCAAUAUGCUAGAAAGAUUCAGAAUAUUUAAAUGAUUCAGAAAGAAUGAGGAUGUUUCCGAUAAAUUGAUUCAUUCCUGACUCAAAUGUUUUGAUGCAGUUUUCAGUAUUUUGAUUACCAGUGCAGUGUCAUAUUGUGCAAUAUAUACGUAAGUCGUAUACAAUUACAAUACAAUAUCCAUUAUUCAUCCCGGAAAGAUCUAGACUAUUACAAACGGUCCACUUGACUGAGUUCUAGUCAUAGCACUGUAUGCAUAUAAGGAUAGUUCGAGAACAUUAGUACACAUUCGUCCCACAUAGCAACAUAAGCAAGAUCGCGUUGGCAGCUGAGAAUAUCCCCAUAUAGAAGGGAGUGUAUCACUCAUCAGAGCAUAUUACGUCUGUGGUUCAAGUCAGAGUAAACAAAGGCAAAGACUAUAAAUAUAUAUUGUGAAAUAAUUCUGCUGCUUAAAUUAAGACAGUGGGAGCGAGGUAUCAGAGUAACAAAACAGUCAGUCGUUCCUGAAAAUCACAAAUCAUGAUAGAAGAAAUAAGAGCGGCAUCAUUAGUAAGGUAUGAAAUUAGAUGUUUAAAACCAGAACAUUUUUUACAAUACUUAAUUUCACAUUAUCUUUGUCUGUAUCAAGAGUCACUGUAAUAUAUACAAUACACAGCUAGAAUGGACAGAUGUCCAGAAAUAUUCAUCAUAUGGUUUUCAUCCCAAAAUUAAACUGGGUAAUUUUCUUCACAAUUUUGACCAGUGCUGCAACAUUGAAUAAUACUUUUCGGUUUUGCUUUAAAAUGAAUCAUUGGCGAAUUGAGAAAUAAUGCAAAAACUUAGCAUAUGUACACAUGCAGUACAAAGUACAAAGUACAAAGGACAUAGAAAAUCGUAUUAAUUUUCUUGGAUACUUUUUAAGAAAGAUCUGUAGUAAAAAAUCUUAUAAUAAAACUAUAUAAUCAGAUGUCGAGUUUAUAAUUUUAUAAGAUUAUUUAAAUUCUUCUAGACAUAUUUUUAAACUGAAAGACUAGUUAUUUAAAUUCUUCUAGACUUUUUUUAGAAAAUUAUAUGCCUAUUCAUUAUCCGUCGGCAGUGUUGCAAUUUCAUUUAAUAAUCGCAAAAUGAAAUUCAAUAACGUGCUGGGUGCAGGUUUUAAUGUUUUAUUAUAUAUCACUUAGGUGUGUACUUUGUACUGUCUGUGAGGCAAUUUACUCUACAUAAAUAACCGUCAUCAUAAGUAUGUACACAUAUCACAUCAUGCAUGCAAAAUUGAUAAGAUCUGUCGACAAUUCAGGAAACUUGUAUGAUUUUGUAUCAUGUUGGCAGCAUACUAAUUUGAUACAUAUAGAAACUGUGUGAGAGUCUUGGUACUAUUUAAAUAUGAAGAGCCGAAAUGCAUUGGUAACGCAGACAUCAUGCAGAGCUUGAUUUACAUUGCUAGAUUACGAAGGCGUGCACUAAAUCAUGAAAAGCUAUUAGUGUGAUUGUGCUGGAAUUGCAUGAAAUAAAGAACAGAUGUUUCUGGUGCUUAUGGUUUGUUGACACGAAGUCUAGACGACUGCAAUGCUUCUUUUAUAUAUAAUAAUAUAACAUCUCGUAUCAGUAAUACAACAGCAAAAUGGACUAACAUAGCUUUGGUUUCGAUAAUAUAUCAAUAUCUACAAGACUAUAUGAUAAACAAAAUAUUACAUACAUGCACUUUUAUACAGCAUUAUUAUACAUGAAAAGUGAUGCUCUAUGGUCGAGAGCUUGCAUGAAGACGUGAUACUAUCAUUGAUAUUCAUAAAUUUUCCAGACGUUUGCAUUGCUUCUAGCAAUCUAUUUCGAGCAAUAUCUGUAGUGUUUCCGUGCUGACAUACAUGCAUGCACGAAAUGUUUCAUGGUCGUUUGCUUGGAGAACUCAGAUAAUUGAUACUUGGACUGUCUAGACGUUUCAAUAUCCUUUAGAGCAUAUGGUAUAUUGUCAAACGAGUUAGAAAAUAUUCUUAAUGCUUUUUAUUAAAAGUUGCACAUAGACGUAGAUAUAUAUAGUUUGAAUUAGUUUCAUAUUUAUUCUCAUACUGCAGAGAACAACGACAAAUGUGUUGUCUCGAACACAUUGAGCUGUCGAGUCGGGAGACUGGUAGCGAGUCUGAUCCAAUUAGUUCACUAAAGUGCACGAAAUAUUUUCGCGACGACUUACCGCUUGUCUUGGGGGGGAUGUGAAUUCCGAACCGUCCUUGCAGAGCUAUGAAACAAUAGUUUUAUAUUUAUUCUCACACCGCGGAAGGAACAACGAAAAUGUUUGUGGUUUCGGGUGGGACUCGCUACCUAUUUCCGUUGACUCGAUAGCUCAAUAGGUAAUGCAGCGGUCUGGAUGCCCAAAGACAUGUGAGUUCCAAUCCCGCUCUGGGGGAAGCGGUGGUGUAGUCGUCAGAGUCAGUCAUUGCUCUGCCGAAGGUCGUGGGUUUUCUACGGGUGCUCGGGUUUUCUCCUACAGGGAAAGUUGACAGGGUGGGUUAGGAUAAAUAUAGUUAGGAAAGUAAUAUCACAAUUGUUGUAAAGAUAAAUAGUCUAGGCUAAGUAAGUAACAUAAUAAGCGUAUAAUACUUGAUGUAAUGGGUCACUGAAAAGCCCUAAUGGGGCUUGAGCUGGAUAAUAAUGUAAUAAUUUUCGUUGUUCCUUCAGUGUCAGAAUAAAAAUGUUCAAAACUAGUUUCUCAUAUCUCGGAGGACAGACGUAGAGUUUAAUUUUGUUACUCCUAUCAAGGCGAAGUGCGAACACCAUCUGAUGCCCUGCAGUCACAUAUACAGUAUAGACACAGAAGGUUUUGCUCACAUAUUUAGAGAAUGUACUACAAUACUUAACUCGAAAGGAAUGCCAAUGUUUUUAAAUUUCCACGACUAAAUAUAUGAAACAAUCAGCUUUGAAACACGCGUGCCAAUACAGUAAGUCAGUAAUUAAACAAUUUCAAAAUACUGGCAUUCUUCUGAAUUCUGAAUUGAUGACUGUUAAAAUUUCGUAUCCAUAGAGUUGUUUUGUAUUUCCCAAUAAAACUACCAGAUCUCUAUGGCUUCGUUAUUAUUUUCAAAUUGUAAGGAUGUUACAGCAGGGCGCAGCAACAAUUAAGCAAUUACUGUUCAACUAUUUACACGAUUGCCAAAAGAGCCAUCGAUAUUGGACGGGAUAUAUCCACUGGAUGCAUAUAUCCCAUGCGGUGAUUGCAUACAACUCACACAAAAUCCGACUAUUAUAUAUGCAUGUUCGCAUUAGAUUUAAGAGAUCAGUAUAGUUAAGAGUUGGUUAAUAUCUAUAGGUUAGGAUUUAUAGGAUGUAUUACUAACUUAACCAAGCUUUUCUGGUGUUUGUUAAAUUGGCCUUAUAGUUAUAACUGUGUAGUUUCUAUCCAGGAAAACUGAUAAGUUGAAUAAAUUCAAUGCAGCUAUUAAUAAAACACUAAACAAUGGUCACUAUAGUAUACCUGCGUGAUAAACUGUCGAAACAACUAGAAAUAAACCAUGGUUAUAGCAUCACAAAUAUACCUAUAUUGCCAUAGUGAUAUUGCAAUAUUCUUGCAUUUUGUCAAUUAUAUAUAUAAACACUACAAUAAAAUAAGACCUGUCAGUAUAUUACUACAGGCAGAAACAGAAACACUCGAAAAUUACUCGCAGUGUUUGCUAAAUACUAACUAUGGAUAUAUUUAUUAAGGCAAAAUUCAUCAGAAAACCGUUGCACAAUGUUGAAAUCACCGUGUCGUUAACACCCACGACACUAUCCGGAUUAUUACAAAACAAGAAAAUUUCCCAUACGAAAAUAAAUGGACAUAUUUCUCGUGAGAACUAAUUAAUCCGAGCGUAACCCACUAAAUACUGUAGUGUAAGUCGCCAACGGCGUUAUUUCCCAUAUAUAGUAUGCUGUAUUACGACUGUAUUUCCUUUCCUCAAGGGUUUUAUUCCGAAAAACUGGACUGUAUAAAGCACGCCUUUUUAUUAUUGCUUAACGGUGAAGCUUAUAAGAGGUCGCGCUCAAUAUUUUCCCCAAACUGCCAAAGCAGUUUCUGGUCGACUUCGUCUUCGAAAUUAGCAACAUUGUACAGUAAUCAUUAUUUACAUGAACAAGUAUACGGAUGCCUAUAUACGGUUCAGGUAAUGUCUAUACCUCUAUUAUUUCAGUGCCUAUAAAUAAUGCUCCCUUGUUUCAAGUCUUGUAAACGUUAUUAUAUUGGUGAGCUCUAUUAGUCAUGCCUGCUUUCCACAUAGUCGUAACGGUCGUAAAGAUUGAGUCACGAUCUUUCUCAACGGCCAGAUUAUAAUAGCUUAUACCUGUAAACCACAUAUAAAUCAUAAGUAUUCUCUAGUUAUAAUCGCUCUGCCUAUUAUCAGUGUUCAACUGUUGUAUUUCGGCUGUUGAGAAUGAUUUCACGUCUAGUAAACGUUGUUACACUCGUGAGCUCUAUUAGUUGUGUCUAAGUAAUGAGGGCCAUGGAGAAUUCAAUCUGUACCAGAAUGACAAACUGUAUUGUACAAUAUUACAUUGUUUAUAGACAUAAGAGAAACCGUUCUCCUUGAUCAGUUGACAUUAUCAAGAGUGGACAGCUGUGUUAGUUGUGUCUAAGCUGUUCUUCCUAUAGACGUCGAGCAUACAAGGCCAAGGCCAUGGGAAACUAUUUGUGUAUCAGAAUGGCAAACUGUACUGUACAAUAUUACUAUAUAGAAUAUUCACACGUCAAAUAUUAUGUCAAAAUAUUUGGAAUUUGGCACCCAGUUCAGUAGAAUUCUUCUAGACAUACCUAUAACAGUUGGAAACUACAACAUAACAAGCAAAAUCUACCAAAUAUAUAAAUAAUUGAUAAAGUCAAACGCAUUCAUUGUUUUCUUGAUUACAAUAAUUACUAGGAACAACAUUUCGAGUAGGUGCAUUAGUCAAGGGGGCCACAUAGUAAGGAAUUAUAAUUGUUUUAUAAAAGCAUUUCACAAUAGAACUAUUUUGGGAAAAUAUACUUUGACAAUCGCUUUGCUUAAAAUAUAUUUUUAAAAUAGCAACAAAUUAAAAAAAUUUUAUUUCAUUAAAUUUAGCAAUUUGGGAAAUUGGCAAUCGCCUAUUUGCUUAAUAUUCUGAUUCAGUACAGAGUACUGAUCGGAAUUUCUCAAUUAGUGUAAAAUGGUUCUAAUAUAGCAAUUUACAUUUGGUUUAAACUACAUUGAACAACAGACUAUACAAGACAUUCUAGAAUACGUAUGUUAUAAUUGUAUGCAAAUUGUGACAUUCCAUAAUCUGGCCAAAACGUUUUGGGGGGUUAGAGAUAAAGUACGUUGUGGUGUGCACAUCAUAUUUUCAACUUCAACUUCAUGAUAAUCUUUGUAUGUUAAGAAGUAUGUUUUUGCCUAUGUAAGUACGUUGUUUUGUAUUUAUAAAGACUCUCCUCAUGCGAGAGGUUGGCAGAUCUUAAACUAGCAUAUUAAACUAGCAGUCUAGGCAACAGUAGAACGGCAGUGGGGGUCAUAGAAUCUGAACGAGAUUAACUUCCAUAAUCUAUGUGUGUCUCGCUAAGGCUCUCUAAGAUGCUUAGGGCAUUUGCCCUGUGUCUCUGUGUUUGCUAUAUAUCCGUAAGUAUCACUGAUUAGCUGCCAAGCUGUCAAUCUUUCUUACUGGUUGGGGGUUCCAAAUCUUUCUAUGUGAAGUGUUUCCUGAUUUUAUAUUUAUGGAUGCUUAUCAUUAACGAGGUGGCCAUUAUUAAAGCUGUAAUGAAAAGUCUAGUAUAGUUCGUACGUACGCUGCGUUGUUGUUCGCUGUUUAUGAUUAUAGACGUCGCGCUUAAAUUAAUCCAAUUAAAGUCACCUCGUGAGGGUGACACAGUGAGGGGGUAGCACAGUGUCUGGCAAUGUGCACCUUUUACCUGUGUGAACAGGGUUUAAUUCCUGCAGUAUGUGUGCAGUUUUCGUAUUAGAUGUUUUUCCCAUGAGAGGGUCAGAGAGGGCGGGGUACCUAAUAUCGCAGUUCACUAACAACAAUACACAUCACCUACUGGAAAGGUCAAAUUUGAGACAGUGUGAACAUUUCUGGGCGGAUCUCAAAACAAAAAUUGACUAAAACUGAUUAACUUUGACAUAAGUCCAUAUCUAUAAACUCUGGUCCAUACAUACCGUCAACAUGGCGGAUUAAUCAUUUACAUCUUCUUCAAUCCGCUUUCCGCUUUCUCUGAACGUUUUCUGUAUGGAAGGAAGCAUUUCAUUUUUUUUGGUAAACGUGGAACAUUCUGCAACAAAAAAUUCCAGAAGUUAAUGUUUACCAAUGCGUAAAAACAGCUACAGUGUUAAAAGUGUUGUGUGUGAAAGGAAAGUGGAAAGAGCUAGAAUUAUACUAAUGCAAGCAAUGGGUCGUCAUUUAUCCGUCUGAAUACGAAAGUCGAGACGGGAUUCCCGUCUGUUGAUAUUGGGAAAGUCAGAAUAAAUGUAUAUAAUUUCAUAUAUUUUAGCAUACACCAGUAUAGUUUAAUAUAUACUAUAGCAUAUUUUAAAGCGUCCUCGAAUCAUCGGCUGGUCAAAAUGUUAACACUAAGUUCUUUUCUUUAGUAUGAACAAUGAUGCGAAGGAAAAUGAAGACAACAGCGGGCCACCGUCGCCUAGUGACCCGGCAUACCAUCGUACUCCGAAGUGUGCCCGAUGUCGUAAUCACGGAGCAGUAGCCUGGCUCAAAGGACACAAACCUUAUUGCAGAUGGAAGGAUUGUACUUGCUCAAAAUGUUUACUGGUUGCCGAGCGACAGCGAAUCACAGCAGCGCGUGUGGCUUUAUUACGUCAGCAGCGAAAGGACAGAGCAAGGAAGACUUCGGGUGAAAUAGGGUAUCAAAUGGAUAAUCGGGAAUACGAGAGACAAACGGUUCUUCAGAGACAUUCGUACGGGAUGUCUGUACCUUUAGCAAGAAGUGCAGAAAACAGUAAGUGCAGUUUUACUCUCAAAGUGUCUGUGAUUACAGUGGGAAUUUUGCAUAGGUAAUGUUUUGAAGGAUUGGUAAGAAAUGUUUGAGGAAACUGACUGAGCAAAAAUUUCUAACACUAAGCAAAAAUUUCUAAAUCACUUUUAUCUACUUUCAGAUUCCCCUGAACAUGAAGAACCCACAUCAUCAGAUGACAAAAGUGAAGAGGCCAUGCCUAGUCCCACGAACGACCCCGUAAUUAAACAAGAAAAACCCGACCAUGAUGAACUCGAACACAGCUACUUAGAAAGAGUCAGAAAUCGACUGUGUACGUCACCGAACGGAAAACGACCGAGGAGUGAAGAUUCUGGAGUAUGUGUUAGUCCGACAAGCCUCGCUAGAAUGUCAGAGAACUCGUCAAACAAACGACUCCGAACCGACCCAAUGACAGUCUUAUAUAAAUCGUUCCCGACACAUAAUCGGAACGUUCUUGAGACAAUAUAUCGUGGGUGUGUGGGCAAUGUAGUGCAAGCUAUAGAAUUCAUUCUUGAGAACCAGAGUACCUGCCCCCCGUUGCCAAUGAUAACCGCCCCCGCCGCACCUCGGAACUUUCUGGCGGACUCACGCAGGGAGAAUAUUUUGUCUGCAUUCCGUCCGCCAGAAAUCGUCACGACCGAUACCGAGAGUGUUCCGAGGAGACCCGAAUUACCACACACAACUUUCUACCUGACCCCAAGAAACGGAGAUCGCAUAGUGCCCAAUAUCCAACUCACAUCCCGGUUUCCAACGGUCAACACCAGUCCUGUACCGUUGGCGCGGACAAGAGACACAGCAAGCCCAAGUGAUGAUGAUGAAGAAGAAGAUGAGGAGCAUAAAUAUUGCACGAACUGUGGCAGAAAAACACAACUCACUGACAAUUUCUGUGGCUCAUGUGGGCACAGACUCACCCGUUCAUAGGGUUCCCAAUUUCUUCUCAUUCAUCUUUUCACAUGUGUAAAGUCCUGUAUAGAUGAGCAAGUUUCCUUGACAAGUUUAACUUCUCGUGUGUAUGCUCAAACAAGUUCCCUUGACAAGUUUAACAAGUUUUCUUGACAAGUUUAACAAGUUUCCUUGACAAGUUUCCUUGACAAGUUUAACAAGUUUCCUUGACAAGUUAAUUAACUUCUCGUGUGUACGCUCAACAAGUUCCCGUGACAAGUUUAACAAGUUUGAACUUGACAAGUUUAACAAGUUGCCUUGACAUGUUUAACAGUUUCCUUGACAAGUUUAACAAGUUUCCUUGACAAGUUUAACAAGUUCCCUUGACAAAGUUUUGUUGCUUGCAUGCAAGGAAUGUUGUUAAACAUUUACUGUAUCUCAUGUCAGGACCGUCUUUUGUUUGCCAAAACUUUAGAAGUAUUUCUUGAACAAUUGUCAAGUUUUCCUUGGCGGUUGUACACAUGAACAAAUUUUCCUAGCUUUGGAACAACGCUCCUUGCCCAGGAAAAUUGUCAAUCUUUGCCGUGCACACGAGCAAAUAAAACUUGUCAAAUAAAACUUGCUUGUCUGUAUUUUGCUUGCUAAAAGAGUAGUGCCAGCAAGUUUAGUAAUUGCAAUGUUCCAUUGUGGCUUGUACUGGUGUUGCUUUGAUAACAGUUUAAAUAACACAUGUCAGAAGGUGAAUGGAAUCAAAUUGGUCCAUAAAGUGAAUGUUUCUUUGUAUGAGGGAGGGUGGUAUAUGUAGGUUUCUUCAAACUGAUACAUUUAUAUGGUAAACAUUUCACAUUUGUCAUAGUAACAUAUAGUAUUCUCAAUUUUCCAUCAACUUACGCGCCAUGACAAACUUUAUUGCAAGGUAUACUUUAUUGAGGACAAUUCUGUAGUGAUUUUGGUGAAGAAAACAUCAUUUUCAGCCACCUAAUUUGGAGUAAAUUGUGGAAAAUUGCAAAUACUAUAGCCAUUGAAACCCAUAUUCCAGAAAACAUAUUAGAUUAAUUAUUUAUUAUAAGUACUGUUAAUAUUUUAUAUAAUCAGUGAACAAAAAUUGUAUGGGCUGAAUGAGAUGGCCUCUGACCUCUAUAUAACUGGACUGUAAAAUAAUUAGUUUAGUUUGACUUGACCAAAGAUAAAUAGGCAAAUAUAUAUUUUUAUUGUAUUAGAAUUUAAGAUAUUUUAACAAAGAUGGGUGGUUUAUUUAGAUUUGAAAUAUAAUUUCAUAAUUAUAUUAACUUUUGUUGUGCACGAUUGUUGUAACAUUAUUU